ACCUAAUAAGGCCGUCAGCCAUGCUGGCGAACAAGUUUCUAUUCUUAUGGAGUUUUGCCUCAGGUAAAAGUGAAGUAUUUUUUUUACCCACUGCUAAAAAUCCUGGUCUAUAUUUCGUAAUGAGUCUUGUUUGAUCGUUGCGGUAAACGCGUUUCUUUUCUUUUCCCUUCUGUUCAGCUGUUGUGGGUUCAUUUGGAACCGGUAAGUGUUAUUCUUAUUUGUUUUUCAGUCAGCCUCGUGACUUAGCUUAUUUCAGGCCCUUGAACUACUCCGUUAUCGCGUUGAAAUAUGAAAACAGUACUACCGAACCAAAGGGAGCACACCUGUGUUUAUAAGAAGAAUGCAAUCUGCGGAAAAUUAAUUGAGAGUUAACAUUCUUUAAUUGCUGAAGUGUAAGGUAUGAUGUAUGGCACGCACAUGUCGUGCGUUUCGUAUCGUUUGUUACAAGUAGAAGGUUAUAAAUCCUGAGGGAAUUCGGAGUGGCUUAGAUAUAGUUUUGUUCAUAUUCUGUCCUUAACAGCUGCCAAGCGGAGAGCAGCAUUAAGCUGCUUUCCCCCUUUUUGAGAUAUUAUUGCCGGAUUACGGCUUUUGAUUAAAAACGUCACUCUGCAGUUAAGUUCAGUUAGCAGAAAAAUGCAGUUCUCACACUUUAAAGUUUGGUUUUCGUGAGUUUAUCUGCCGAAUUACAGCUUUCGACUGAAAACAAUUAAUCAUUAGUUCACUUGACUUCUCAAAACCGACACGGUCGACCAAGGUUCCGUAUGACAGGAGGGAAGGUUAGAAGUGAGGGUUAAAUUUUCUUUGCUUGAAAGUUGAAAUUAAGCAGCUGGGUUGUGUUUUCAGUGCACGGACUUUAAAAAAGAUGAUGAUACUCAAAAGCAAUUAUCCAUGGCAUUUAAUUUACCCGACAUGUAAAGAAGAAUUUAAUUGUUGGCUUCAUUGAUAUAAACAUUCAUAUUGGACCCAGAAUGUCCAAUUUUUUGGCUACUAAUACUUACAACGACUGAUCAAGGUGUUGGUCGUAACGAAUUAACGAAAUCGAAGAACUAAGCAAACCUAUAUUGUUGCUAAAGAGUCAAUAAAAAGAAAUAUCUAAAACAGAAAACAUAUUAGUACACCGAACUUUAGAAUAUUGGCCUCUCGGAAGGUGUUCCUUUUUCAAAAAAAAAACAAAUCAAAUUAAUCACAAACAAAAAGACACUACUCUAGAAAUUAAAACCCAGUGCCACGUUACAAAUGAUUUUUCUUUUUGAAAAGCACAUUUGUUCGACUUUUUCACCGUUUUAGUUCGAAAGACAAUAAGUUGUGUUGAGUUUUAAUUUCUAUAAGUACUUAAUGUAAAUCUGUACGUAUACAUUAAUUCAAAGUGAUAGUCUCUGAUGGGUUUUUACAAAUCUGUCCAGUCUGCAUCAUAUAUAAUAUAUCCGAACGCAAUUACAAUUUCAUUUGAAAAUUUAGUCGGACGAUGAUUUGUCCGAUGACUGACAGUGAUUUGUUGCUCUGAUUAGUGGAAUAGAAGCCCACAGAGGGCGAAAAAUUGGGAAGUGAUUACCGAGCAAGAUAUCAUCUUGACAAACUUUGAGUCUCGAAGACAGAGCAGGACUUAUUUUCUGGAAUGUUGCGUAUCUAAAUUUACUCUCAACUGGUUUCGAAAUUUUGUUAUACGCAAAUAAAAGUAAGGAUUCCAAGAUAAAGACAAUGGAUUUUUUUUAAUUAGUGAUCACUACCAUUUCCUGACAUUUUUCAGUUUUGCAUACCGUUCAAUAGUGUUAGUCUGCUUUUCACAUGAGGUGGUGCACCUUCCUCGGCUAGCAGCUAAUUCUAUAAGUCAGAGUGUGAAUGUCAUUUCUUAUAGUUGGUGUCUACUGCUUUUCAAUGAAAAAAAAAAACAACAAUGAAAACAAAAAAAAAACUUAUCACAGAAGUGUUAUGUGUGCGGAUAACACCAUAAUCCUCUGGAUCAAGCUUUAGACCACGCUUUGUUCUUUAAAACAACCCUAAAAUCACUUAUCAUGCAAUAUAACACAUGAAAAAAAUGAGCUAAGUCGAAAAGGUUAAUUUUCUUUAUUUCACUAAACGCUUGUGGAACAGAUUGAACUUUUUUAUUUAGAUUAUGAUCGUUUUAACUUUUAUUAAAGCGUUUAUUUUCUGUAUUGAUAUAUGGUGUCACCACUUGGUGUGUAAUAACUAGUCGAUUUAUCAACGGUUCUAUUUAUCUAUCUUCCAUUAAGUUAGAACACAUUAUGGCCGACAUAGAAAAUUUUCUAAGAGGUGAUUGCUUCCAAAAGCGGUUAUUUAGAGGACAGAAAAAUUUUUACUUAUCAAAAGGUACGUUUAGAAGCGUUUCGUCUUACGCAUCUUUUACAGUGGGUUGUCUGUUUUGCCUUUUAAGAUAUCUUAAUAUGUACUUUAUCUCAAUCGGUAGAUAAAAUUGAAUUUUGUGAGUUUUUGUUUGAGUUCUUUGUGACACACACUAGCGGCUUACUAUAGGAGCGUGCAGUCCGUAAAGAGCUCUUAGUUCUUUACGAAAGAGACCGGAAACUAGAAAGAGUUGUUUUCAGACUUUUUUGCCGGGGACUUACGUCACUCAAACGGCUACCAUCAGUUUGCCUGGGUGAUCUUUAUUCCAGGUUUUUUCCAGAAUUAAUGUUGAUAGCUUUUUUUAUACUGAGUUUGUAGUCUUUCUGACAGUAUUAAUAAAUUGUACUUUAAUGAGGCGAUUUUUAUAAGGUGUGUUAGAUGGGGCAAGGGAAAUGAAGUUUAACAAACUUACAAACUUUCUUUUUAAAAAAAUCGAGCGAUAAUCGACUUAGUCAAAAAAAUAUAUAAUACUUGAUCAAAUCCAAAUUUUGUUUCAGAUUAAAGUGCCCAUAUGAUAAAGAGGAGACUGAGGUUUUUUCUUUUUUCUCGGGAAUGCGUUCAGUUCUCACCAGACGCCAAAAUGUUUGCACAAACUACAGUGACUGUCAUAUGUCCUUACAGUUUCCUUCGUCUUUUCAUCCUUUGCCGCAGACCGUGGUUAACACUUGACGUUAACAGAUCGACGCAGUUGGAUUUACCGCUGAGUUCUCUCUCUCUUUCGCUCUCGACGCUCUAGAGUUGGCGGGGCUAACGCUAGACUGAAAUGUCAGCUCUAAAGUAUCCCUCUCUAGCUGUUUGUUUUAGGAAAGAGUGUGUCUUAAAUAAUAUGUCUGAGAUAACUGUCUCUAAAGACAUUUAGCAGCUUUUUCAUAGUUUUUCACCGGCUCGAAGACCAGGGUUGCGAUCGUUGUCAUUGGUGUUGCUUUCUUUCCUAUUUCAUGCUAGCUUUGAGAAUUUUUAAUAAAGUUGUUAUUAAACUUUUAAGUCUAUUACUUGUACUUUGUGACAAAGGUUUUUGGAAUUGUUAGGUCAGCUAAGGUCCUAUUGAAGCUGCUUAACGUUUUGGUCGUUCCUUUGAUUCAAGUUUUGUAAAGUCAGCCAAACAAUACGAAAUCAAAUGCACAGCCCAAUAUGCGAAUAAUGAAGUAAAAAGUUGAGAGAUCUUUUCCCCUCAAAAUGCACUCAGUUCUCAGUUGGAUCCUGUCUAUAGAUAGAUGUUUACACAUUCCAAAUCAUAGGUCCUUACAACCUUGCAUUGUCUUGUUCAGUGCAUGCCUUGCUCCGGAUUUUUUAUCUGGUUUUGACACAUCGACGCAGCUGGGGUUUUCAAAAACACACAGUUUAUUUUCUGAACGCAAGUCAACUCGCAAGCUUUAUGAAAUGUUAAUAUUGCUUAAGGGUAAAAAUCCGAUCAGACAAAAUACUAAUUAAACCUGUCAAACUGUGAUAAGUUAGUUACUAGUGUUGAUGAUUGUUGUUCUAUGGCAACUAUCGUUUUAUAUGUAAUCGUAAUAACCCAGCCUGUCGAGGAGUCACAGCGCCGUUACUAACUAACAAAGCCUUCAAGAAACACUGCCUUAAAUGAGCAUUCAAGGAAAUCAUAGCACAUCAGUGCCAUUAUCUUAUUUUGCGAAACUGUUUGUGGUUGCCAUGGGAAACAAGUAAACAAAUAAAUGCUUAAUCCUUGCAGCACCUCCCUCAUUGCUUUUGUAACAAUAACACAACCCGAUUUUCAUUGUACAUUUUAGCUUUUAUCUGACUCCUUUCUUUUACUUUCCAAAUGCGCUUAUAAUGAGUGAUUUUGAUUCGAUUAUUGACCAUUUAAAUAUCAUUAGUCAAUUUCUGGACAGAAGAUUGCUUUGCCAUGGAUUUAGACCUUUGCCAGAUUCGUCCAACGAAUUAGAAGAAUACUUAACAUCAACAUUUAAAUACUGAUUUUUCAAAUUAAAGAUCAUAAGCAAACCAAACAGUUAAUCCACUGAAAUCAUUACCUUUUCCAUCCUCUUUGUAAAAGUGAGUCAUUUUUGUCUAAAAAGGUUAUUGUUUGUUUGAGAUUGAUUUCGCUGUUUGUCAGAGCGUCGUUAUGUAAUAAUUUGAAUUACCGUCGAUUAAUUCGUAGACAAGCCAAUAACAAGCUAAUAACUUAAAUUAACUUCUCGUUAUUCAUAAAAUUGAUAAAGAUUGUAAAAAUUCAAUCAAUACGGACACUAAGAGAUGAAUCGAAACCCAUAUGGUAUCUACUUAUUUUUUUUCAAGUAAUUAACUCAUUCUUGACAUGGGGUGUCUGUCCAUUUGAACAAUAACGUCUGUAGCCGCUUUGGAUAACUUAGCCCGUCCACAGGCUAACGAGUUAUCAGCACGUAUUGUCACCUUUAUAUAUUGCAAGAAAAACGUCUGAAUGGAUGAGCCGCAAGGCUAGCACAGCAGCGUUUUGAAAAAUCCAGCAAAAAGUAUAUAAUCUUAAUUUGUGCUUAAAGUCCUAUAAUAGAAGUGUUUCAAUUUUAUCAACAGAACCCGUGCUCUGGUACAUUUCUCCAACCCGUGGGAGCCUCUCUGGGGGCACAAAGGUGUAUGUUUUUGGAAGAGGUAAGUGAAAAAUAUUUUAUUCCUCGUUUCUUGAUCUCUUACAGUGCGACUUAGCUAGCAGUAAGGGAAGUGUAGUUACGAUGAUUUGCAAGAAGAGACAAGUUCAACAAUGGAAAAUUACGAGUUGAACCACAUCUUUUCUGAUGGGUCAGUUAGUUUUCUUACACGGACAGACGGUUCCUAAGAGUUUGCAGGGUAUACGUGAGUUUAUAGCUUAGCUGAGUGAGUUUUAAGCUUAGUUAUAGCUUCCUAAAAAGUACAAAUUCGCGGCUUAAAAAAGCAAGGUUACUGACCAUAAACAUUACUGAAAUUUGUUUUCUUUUUCCCCUUAGAUUUUGCAAAUGAUCAGUUUAGCUUUCAAAACCCUACGUUAGGAAACAAAAUAACAUUUUGUUCGAGCAAGCAUUGUGUAGAUUGUGAUAUCAUACAAACGGACGUAUCAAAGGCGAAAGUAGGAUGCGAAAUAAGGUAAGUAAAUUGAAAGAAAAUGGCGGGGCGAAUAUUAGACAACUGCUUCGAGGUAGUUUCCUUGGGAAAAUCCAAAACGGAUUCUUUGAUUUAACAACAGAUUUUGCUUUUUUCUGCUAUAAUCCAAAAAGUCGAUUUUGAGUCUAAAUAAUUCACAUUCCGAAUGAAUUCUUGAGAUCAAAUCUAAAUUCGAUAUUUAAGACGAUCUGUGCGUUUUGGGGAGCGCGGAUCGAAAAUGAGGAACACAUGCAUGGUAAGCGAUUUCUUGUAAAAAUAUUUGGCCCACCACAAUCUCAGAAGUUAGCUCCAAGAUUGCUAGCACGCUCAAGAAUUCAUGGUCCGGAAUUGUCGUUUCUUUCGUCGCAACGAAAUCCAAAGAAUGUGACAUCAAUAAUCUGUAAUCUUGGAUUCUCAAAAAGAGUUUUGUCCUUAUUUUGGAUCCGCUUUUCAGAUGCAAAGGUUGAGGACAUUCCUGUAUUUGUGUGACUGUAGACUAACUCAUAUAAGCUCCCCACCUCCUCCCCGCUUAGUUGUUGGUCAAUUUAUAUGUAAGCAAGAAAACAUACCUCCCAUUGCAUAGCACUGCUAAUAGCUUGUUCCGAGGCGCUUUUUCUAUUCCGUUUAUAAAUAUAAGCUCCCCUGCAUAUAAGCCCCUCUAUAAGCCUUCUUAAAACCCCUUAGGAUGAUAUAUAAGCCCACGGCUUAUAAGACUUUCUAACGUUCCUUCAUUUUUUUUUCCCCUGGUUAUUUCUGCCUUUUUAAAGACCUGGCGACUUUGUCGCUCGCUUGCAAGGUCGCUGCGCAACCUCUUUGAAGCUCGCUUCGCUCGCUUUUUUCGCUCGUUUCGCUUGCUGCGAAUUUAAGAGAACUUACGAGAGGUCGAUUUGUAUCAAGUCUACGGACUCAUAAGCGGCAAUUUAUGGUAUCAUUUCUAACAUAUUACUCACAGGCCUCCUCCAGAUGCCGAUGAAGGCGAGUAUAACCUCGUGAUGUCUGUAAACGGAAAAGAAGUUACAAAUAAAUGCCCAGGCAGACCAAAAAAUUGUAUCUUUAUGGUAAGAUAGUAUUAAAAAAAAGAGAGAGAAAAUAUUAAAGUAGAUUUAUCGUCUUACUGUUUUUAGCCUCUGCUUCGAGAGGCUCUGCAGUUCACAUAUUUCUAGUUAACUUCUUACUGCUGUACUCUCUCUCUCUCAUACGAGGAAACAGCUCUUCUCUUGUCAUAAAAACGCCCCUGGGUCUUGCUUCUCGAAAGUCCUGAUAAUUAGCUUGCCUGGAUAGCUGUUGUUUAGGAUGCAGGUUUUAGCAGUGUUACAGAUAAUAUAAUACAAAAUCAUCAGUUUGUUUUUUUUUUUUUUUCGCUAAUGACUGUUUCGUAAUAGAUAGAACCGCUUUUAUUCUUUAGGUUUUGAUUAUCAAAUUUGACUUUCGCGCCCGUAAAGCCGAGAGGUGAAACGGUGAAGUUUAAAACACAGACACCUGGCCUAAUUGAUCCAUUAAGAAAUUCAUUAUAAGGCCUCUGCGAUUAGUUCCUCUUCUAUGUUUAGCCAAGUGUAAGUGUCCAAAAAGGAAGAUGUACUGAUAUCAAAAUUCAGCAAGAAGAACUCACCACUAAACUUUGAGCGUGAACAUAAAUCAAGUAGCUCAUCACGGUGAAACGAAUAGACAGUUUUUUUGUUUAGUUGUCAGCACCUAUCAGCAUGGCAGCCUUAGACAUACCUUUGAUACAGCAACUUAUCUAAAUCUGAACAACUAUCAAAUUUUAACGGUUAAGGUGUUAUCAUCUUCUUUUGACGUAACGUACGUAUUGGUUACAAAUCAACUGAUUAUUUAAUACGUAGAAAUUUGUGUUUUGAGUACGCUCUUUUAAUAGACGUGUGUUUACUAUUUUCAAUUUUCAUUUUUAGUUUUACAGAUGGAGCACUCCAACAAUGGAGGAUUUUUCUCCACGAGCAGGUGUACCAGGUAGUAAUCACAGGCAUAUCCGCUAACCACACCCUACAACCUUAUCUCGCGUGCUAAUUGUAAUAAAAAAUUGGAAACGUCUUCAAAGAUAAUCGCGACAGGAUUAGUUCAAUCGGGAAAGUGCAAGUACGAUUGGAGGUGCCAGACCAGGCAUCCGGCAGGGUCUUAAAAUAACUGAGAAUGAAAGCACUGCACAGCAUUUGCCCUGCAUAAGGUUGUGACGGAAUCCAUCAGGAAAUCUUGACAGAGUAGUUUUAAUUUUCAUUGGACUAAAACCUUGUACCAGAAUAAUUUAAACGAUAUCGCAUUCUUUUUUACAUUUUUCAAAGGCUAUAUAGAUGUAAUAAGUUAUCUGUAAUAACGCCAAAGAAAGUUUCUUAUGAGAGCCCGAGAAUAGAAAUGUCAAAUUUCACAAAAUGAUAUCUUAGACAUGAAAUUUUCAGAAUUUUACUUGUGUUUUCACAAUUCUUACAUCUCUAGCCCUUCAAAGAUGUACAAAAGAAUGCGAUACCGUUUGAAUUAAUCUGGUACAAGGUUUUUGUCCACUGAAAAUUAAAAUUACUCAAUUUCCUGAUGGAUUCCGUCUUAAAACUUUUCGUGACUUGGAUGACUACAUAGGAAUUACGACGCUGUCCCCAGUUUAGGAGACGCAACAAAACGUCCUCAACGUACUUGGGUGCUAAAUACUUCCACGCAUAGAGGCGCAGAUGUUCUUACGCCGAUUAUCGCUAGAUCCAGUCUUCUGUUUCUUUUUCAAAAGCAUUUUCAUUGUUGAUUUUAUCUAGUCUUAGUAAAGCAUCACAAUUUUCACAAGUUGUUAAUCAAAAGAAAUUUUCAGGAAUUUGUUUUCUAAACGUUCAGAUCGGAAUUCAACUUUCGUUAUAACUUAUAACUUGAAAAGCAUGCGACAGCUGAACUGCAUGUAGUCAUUAGGUAGACAAGAGGAAACCGUCAAUGCCUGCUUGAACCCUAUAUAGAGGUCUUGCGCUCAUUGCGAUGAAGUACUCUCCUAAUGUAGAGCAUAUAUUGCGCUCAAAAUCUGAGAAUUUUUUUAACUUUGCCUUUCUGCACAGGAACACCAGUUGAAAUCUUUGGGAAAAUUCAUACAACUCAAUUCAGUAGGCUCUCCCCUGGUUUUUCGCCAGCUAGUAACGAGAUAACAAGGUAAGAGUGAUCUUGAUUACUUUUCUUGUUUCUCAAUUGUUUCUUUUAACAUUAACGAAACAUAUCUCGAAAAUGUCAAUGAUUAUUUUAACUAGCGAUUUGAUUUUUUCUAUAGUGGCCCAAGCAUUUAUAGUUGAAGUUAAAUGAAUCGUUUUUGUAAUCUCCUGCAGGGUUUAUGUUGGCCUCGAGUGUAAUCCCUUUAAUGAAGAAACCAACGAGCUGUAAGUAUUGUCAUGACGGUUUACUCUUUAGGCCAUUCACCUCCCAGCUUUCCGCAUUAGCCUCAAACCUCCAGACAAAGAAAAUAGUCAGAUAGUAAAAAUGUUUUGAAAAAGGGACAACUCAGUGUGGCAUACAUAGGAAAUGAACCUUAUCGAGCUUAUUUGAAAGGACAUCAUUGUCAGAGAAUACAGGUCAGGAGAUGUUUUAUAUUGAAUGCUUUCUUAGGACUUGAUAGAGAAAACGUAAAUCAUUUUAUUGAAAUGCGACAUUUAGUACCCGUUUACCUGUAUCGGUUUCGACGAAAGGAACAAUGAUGCAUUAGAUAACCAGACUUUCUUGCCCAUGGCCGGACUCUGCAAGUGCGCGUCUUCGUAAAUACCCUUGAAUGAUCGUCCGGCCACUGAACGUUGUUCUGUAUAAGACUCAGUUGUUGACAGUGACUGACGUUUCGACAACCCGUGCGGUAGUCAUCUUCAAAGUCAAAGAGAGUUUUACCACGUCAGUUGAUGUUAUAAAAAAAAACUCUGUUUAUUGACUUGAUUGGUCAAGUCGCGAUGUUAAUGGUCGUCUGUCAGUUAAGCCAUGAUGUUAUUGGCUAUGAUACAUUGAUCCAUCUAUUGUCCCGAUAGUCAAACUGUCGGUUCUCUAGUCACUCUCUUUUAUAUUGACAGGUUUGGAGCUAAUUUGCCUGAUGACUGCAGCUGGGUACCAAAUUGCCAGGGAUCAUUCAAAUGUCUCCCGAAAUCACGUACAGCAGGUAAGGAAAUGAUCCUCUUUCUUUCUAACUACAAUUGGACAAGAUCUGCACGAUACGGUACAGGACAUGUUACAUACAGCAUCAUUACCUUUGCUUAAAAUUUCUCCGAAGCAGUAAUUUGCCAACUCCACGGAAAUUUCAGGAUAAGAACAGAAUGAUAUUCUUAAUACUUACGAUAUAGUUUAUACUUUCAAAAGUAGUUGACAUCCUUCUUGUGGCAUUUUUGUGUAAUCUUGUGAUAUUUUUCAGUUAGUAAUUCGGCUAUUUCUUCCUCCGGGGUCAAUAAUUUAAUAAAACUAUUACCAGUGCCUAAUUUACGAAGUAGAUGGGCACACUUCUAAAUUCCAUUUUUAAAAAUGUUAUAAAAUUGGCCCCCAGAUAAGCAAGAUUUAACGUAUCGAGCCAGUGAUUUAGCGUCGGUUACGCUCUUUAGUCUGUUCAUCAGUGGCACGGAUUCAUUUCAUUUCUUUCUAUUUUUCUUUCCUUCUCAUUAAUAGCUUCCCAUACAGCUUCCUAUUUGGUCUCUGGACUUGGAAGAUCUCAAGUUGACAAGAACUUGUGGCGGGUUGAUAGGGAUCAGCAGCUCUAUAUUUACCAAACCCACUCAGGUGCCUAUACCUUGCAUAACAGACCUUUCCACGGUUUUUUCGACUUUUGACAUGGACAAGUGAUUGAAAAUCCGUCGACACGACUGAAAAGAGCCCCUUCAAAUUAGUCAACCUGCCAAGUUUUCGAUAGCCUGGGACCAGGUUCCGCGUUGGGGGACAGACGUUUGUAUGGUGACAGACGUUUGUAUGGUGGGGGGGGCAAAUUAUUGUGCCCCACCAUACAAACGUCCGUAAAUUUCGCGACUCUGACGAACUAUAUCUUCGCAAGUUUUCAACAAAUCUCUUCAAAACUUGGCAAUUUUACUUAUUUAAAAACUUUUUUUUUUUCAGGGGAGUCGAUGGAUUUUCCCUAACUUUCCAUUCAAAGGUUUAAAAAAAACCGUGGAAAGGUCUAUUCAGUGAUCUUACAGUUGCAUUGAAAGGGUACUUGACAGCCGUUAUUCAUGACUCCCAAAAUGACGGAGAUAGAUAAUCCAAAAAGCCUUUUUUUUUUCAACUAGGCGACUUUAAUUUUACGUUCUGUUUUAAGAUUUAAGUCCUACGUUUUUCCUGCCUUGGUGGAAAUUUAUAUUAUUGUACUGCAUCGAAUAUGUUCACGCGAAGUAAUUACACAGUAAACAGGCAUCCGAUCGUUUCGCCUACAAGUCAUCAUCUCGCUAAGGCCUGAGUCGCCGUUUCGCUUUACUGCGCUUUUCACAAAGAUGCGAACUUUAAAGUUCAAAAGCCGCCUUCACAAUUGCGUUUUUCGCUGCCGUCAAUCAUACUUACGAUCACAAGCAAUGAACCUUGAAACACAGAAACACACAGAACGGAUCGAAAUCCACCAAUCACAAAUCACAAACCAUGUCCUUUUGAACCCGUUAAAGUAAAGUUUUGUUUCCUAAGAGGUACGUUAAGAUGAUUGACGGCAGCGAAAAAUGCAAUCGUCAGUUGUCUUUUGAACUUCAGAAUUCGCAUGUUUGUGAAAAGCAGAGAAGUGAUUGUAUCAAAUAGACACUUCAGCGAGUACACGCGAUGAAAGGAGGUCGAAGCCUGGCAUGGGUAGAAUUUUCAGUCACUGUGUUUGGCAACCCAAGACCAUAGCUGGCGCUUUUAAGGUGGCUCGACACAAUAACUCUGUAGCGGCACCUUUCAUCUUUGAAUCUCACAGCGCAUACUUUAUGGGUGCUUGCCUUUCCCUAUGCGACGUUUCACAGAAAUCUGUAAGAGGAAUUUCGAGAUAUCCUGGAAUUGCUAAAAAAGGGUAUACAUUAUGCAUGAACGGAAGACUGGACUUUACGCAGACAAAUUUGUUACUUUUUGGAUAUUUCCGGAAAGGUUUUAUCGCUCAUUCGUUUUGCAAAUGACCCUUAUACACUCUACAAUCGGCUAAACGUAAGUAGACUUGGACGAUUUCGAAAAGCACGAAAUCGUGUGAGUCGGGGUAAGACGCAAUGCUGAGCUCUUUUUGUAAUUUCUAAGGCCACUUUCACGAAAACAGCAAUUACACCAAAAUUCCACGAUACAUUUCCCAUGCAUGCCCCAUUUUCUUUGUCCGCAUUGAAACGUUUUAGUGAAAUGAUAUAAAAGACGUUUGCGAACAAUACAGGAGAAAAUAGACUAAGAUAAAACGUACGACUAUAAAUCACUGCUUUUUCCUCACGUUUAGGGCCCACACAAUAAGUUAUCAACUUUUAUAAAAAGUGGUAUCUUUAGGCGGUUGCUUCAGUAGUGUUGGUGAUCGUAACAAGGCAUAGUGGGGUUCCUUUAACCUAACUUUCCUCAUUAACUUUUUUCUUAGAUAUUGAAAGUUUUUCGCCUUCAGCUGGAAGUAUUUAUGGCGGUACCUUGAUCACAAUACGCGGAGUGGGUUUUAGUGACAAUCCCGACAAUGUCAAGGUGUUUGUUGCAGGUAUGAUGGAAAAGAAAGCAACAGCUGUGAAAAAGGACCCUUGCCAAUUUUGAUCUUUUAAAUCAAUUUUAAAAUGAAUAAAUAGAAACAACGAUUUACAAGUUUUAUUUAAGGAUUUCGAGGUAGCACAUCCACUAAGUGGUUCCUUGUCGAAUUGGAAUUUGGAAAUGGUUUUUGAGGAGAGGUGGAAACCGGUGUACCCGGAGAAAAGCCUCUAGGAGCAAAGGAGAGAAACCAACAACAACUCAACCCACAUAAUUAUAACGCGUCGACUGCGAGAUUUUAACCCGAGCCACAUUGCACCGUAAUUUUUAGGGAGUUAUUAUAACUCCAAAAAUGGAGUAAAAAUUUUAGGUACAGGAUAACCCCUUUUUGGGGGUUACUUUAACUCUCAAUUUAACUCCGAAUUUGGGGUCAUUUUUACUCCUGAAAAAGAGUUCUUUUUACUCCCAGUCUGGAGUUAAAAUAACUCCGAAAUGGGGUUAUUUUUACUAAUCACAUGGGUUGUUUUUACCCUUUUUGGAGUUAAUUAAAUAACUCUGAAAGUGGAGUAAAAAUUUUACGUACAGGAUAGCUCCUCUUUGGGGGUUAUUUUAACUCCUCAAUAUCUGGGGUCACUUUUACUCCUGAAAAAGAGUUCUUUAAACUCCUUUUUGGAGUUAAAAUAACUCCCAAAAAAAUAACUCCACUGUGAGGAGUUAAAUUAGCCCCACUAGAGGAGUUAUUAUGACUCAUUAAAAAUUACUGUGUGGUGGGAGGCGAGUGCUCUCACCACUGCACAACACAAGGGGAUGAAAUGGUAAACAGACUUGCUAGUAGAUGUCAGUUUUUUAGAAAUCUUAAAAAAAAUGACUAGAUUUCCUCUUGUUUUGUGCUACGGUAGCAGAGCGCUUUGUUACAAAUGAUUUCCUCGCGCUGACUAUCGGGCUAAAAAGAGUGAUGCACUAUUGUCAAUUUUGGGACGAAAAAAAGGAGGUCUUAUUUUUACAAUUUGUUACAAAUGGUCACUUUUUUAAAGACUAAGGAAUAAUGUGGUUUGUUGACAUUAAUAGGUGUACAAUGCACAGUUAUAUCGUCUACAUACACAACGAUCAUAUGCCGAACUGGACCACGUGGUGAAGUCAAGACCAUAUAUCCAGGUACGUUACGUCUUACUUUAACGGUUGAAUAAUACGUUAAUUAUAAAAGUGUGUUGGUGUUCACACGUUGUAUUUUGGUGACGGGAAUAUCGGUAUAGGGCCUUGUUUAAAAAAGAAAAAUAAGCACUAUGAUACUUGCAAGAUGCAGAAGAACAAGCUGCUCGUUGAACGAAGACGAAAUCAACAAGGGACGGAAAAAAAAAACAACGAAACUACUGGCAGUGACGGAAUUUUCCCACACAACAACACAGAAUACAUCAUAGCCUUCAGCAACGAUUGUUUCGCGCUUCCAAAAAACGUCUUGGAGAACUUAUUAUGUUCGUUGGCUGCGUAGCAAGACAGAGGAUUUCUAAAGAAAAGGUCAUAUUUCACGACGAGUUAUUCUGAAGCCACAAUUUCUUGUUGUAUCAAAGCAGCACCUUUUUUGGCUUUUUGACGCAUUUUUUUAGCCUCUUUUCGAAGAGAUUGUAGUUUUACACAGCUCAACGAACGCCCUUGUGUCAGGCCUCCCUUCUCCGUCUUCCCUAAAUCCCCUCCCCCCCCCCCUUCCCCCUUCCACCUUCCACCUUCCAACAGACACACAGACACACAAACACCCUUAAGGCCUAGUACUCAGGCUAUACUUCGUACGAUUCUAAUUUACUUUUUGUUAACAAGGUUCUCGAGGUCUUCUUUGUGAAUACUGGCAGACUACUGUCGAACCAAAUCUCCCGGAUAUCGGUUCCUUGAAUCCUGGUAACGCUGACUAUUACGCAAUACUUUGCGCCGAGAGCAAAUCUUCGGACCUGAACAUCAACCGUACUUCGGGUUCCGCUUCAAAGAUGUCUGGUUUCUUCACAGUAAAGAGCAAUAACAACGGCACUUUCUACAUUAUCUCUUCCGGUGGUAAAAGUGAGUUGUACCUAAGUCACACCGGGGAGCCGUCUGGAAAGGUACUGAUCAUGAUGAAUCUACAGUAUAAUUUUAAUUAGUUUCAAGUCCCAAGAAAGGAUACCAUUACCCGGCUUUCUCUUUAGCUUGUAUUCAAAACCUUUCUCCAAUCACCCUCCUUUGAGGCAGCCUCAAGCUCUCCUCAUUACUUAAGUGCGAAAAAAGGGUUUCACAGGGAAACUUCAUACAAACGUUCCACAGUUGUGGAAUAUGAUUAGGUUCUCUUGCUUUAACGGCAACAAGUGUGGCUGUAUUAGGGUUAGGUAGAGAAUUGUAGGACUAUGGAAACCAAAGGAUUGUUGGGGUAAAAAGAUUCCCGGAAUAGGAUUGAAGACCUGUGCGAGAAAUCUCCCAUCAAGUAUUACUAUGAGAUGAAUCAUCUACAAUGCCCAUAUGUGUCACUUAUGAAAAUGUUUGGAAUCACAUGUUAAAUCAAUUCAGUUAGCAUACUUAAUGCACCCGGCCGUAGCCGUAGAACCUCCUUUAUGAAGACCAAAGAUCGCCAGUAUAAUAUGAGAAGAAUAAACAAGCACCGGUAAGGACAGGACUUCAUCGGCGAGUAUACAUAGUUAAUUAAUUCCACAACUUUGUUUACUUUUUUUUUGUAACAAUUUUUGUUACUUUGUAAAAAUUUUUCAGUCAAAGAUUGCAAGCUGUACAUCUUCAACAAAUAACUGGAACAGUGGCAGUGUUCAAGCGUCUGAGAGAAUCCCUUUAGAGGCAAACAAGCCUUAUUACCUUGAGGCAUACUCCGAUGCUGAUCAUCUGACUGUACGGGUUCGACUAGACCAGACUGAACACACCAACACAAAAGUUGGCGCAGGUGUAGACGAGAAGCAGCAGAUUACAAUAAGUUCAACGAUUGACUGGGAGAAACAGGUUCGUUUCCUGUGGCUCUUUAAGAUAAGCCUUCACAGUUGCAACAAGUUCAUUUCCGAGCUGUUAUCUGUUUUAAUAAGGACAAAGAAAAUGUAGCUGUAUCAGAAGCAAAAUAAGAAUGUCGACUGUCUUUACGGGUAUAGUUUAUAUUUACGACGGAUUUCUUUUUUUUCUUGUUAGUAUUAUAAAUUAGAACAAAAAAUGUUCCUUUUGUUGGCGUCCGUCACUUCUCCGUUUUUCGGUUAUUUAAAGCUACUUAAAGCUACAAAGAAGGGGGGAAAAGUAGAAGCAAGGAUUUGAGGUAAGAAUUAGAAUCGAUCUCAGGACUGACCUCUCGCACAGAAGGUCGUGCAAUAACCAACUGUGCCAAUCCUUUCUUUACAGGGGCACCCAAAGUCAAUUUUCGGAAAAUAUCUGUUCGGAAGACGAUUUGAGGUCUAUUAUUUUCGGAACAUUUGUUGUAAAAUUUCUUGCUUGCCGGCCUCUCCUAGGAUUUUCGAACAUCUAAAAAAUGGUGUAAUUGCCCAUUUUAACGGAUUUUUACCUUAAAAAGGUCAGCUAGAAUUUCGGGAGCCUUUUUUCUGGCUGAAAUUUCGAAAAGGUAAGUCUUGAUCCCUAUAAUUUUCGGAUCACUAGACUUUCAGCUAGGAAAUGCAAACAGAUGUAAAAUUUUUAGGGGAUAAAAAUAUGCCUAUAAUCUACCGUUUAAAUACUAAAGUAUGUUAAAAAAUCCUAUGUUUGAGUGGUUUUGAACUAUAUUCUCGUUGGGUGCCCCUGGCUUUACCAUCUGCACGUAGGGAGCAACAGAAUGGCCAAGUGCUGAAGAUUCAGUUUUUUUUCUCCACUAAAUUCUUAUGUAGCCUCCUUUGCACUUACAAGUUGAAAAACAUGUUGAAACCUUUGAUUUUCGUUCUAAAAUCAUCGAUGCGAUAAAGUGUUAUAGCCCCGAAGGUUCUUUCUAGGGUACUAUGUUGCUGUAGAAGGUAGGCUUCGGAGCGAGACUUGAGAUAAACAAUCAAAAAUAAAAGAAAAAAUAUAUAAAAUCGUUAGCGAUGUUCCACCUCUUCCGGUGAAAAAUAACGAAUUGACUGUGUCUUUAAACAGCAUGUCUUUUCAACAAUGUUUUCAUCAAACUGUUUAACUCGUUUGUGUUCUUUUUGUUUGUUUUUUCAGAUUUUGGACUUUAGUAACUGGGAUGAAAAUGAAGAAGCCUGCGAAGAACAGCAAAUAUCUAUAGAGACGCUGAAUUGUGUGGAGAACAAUAUCACUAACUGUUCUGACAAUUUUACUCUAUCUUAUUACGAUGCGGCAAUCACAAUGUCUCUACAAUACACAAACAGCACUGUUCUAGAAAAAAGACUUAACGAAAUGCAGGCGUUCCAGGGCAGAGUCACAAUUAACGUAACAUUGGCGAACACAACGGUAGGAAAUACUACAGUGUUUCGAGUGUUGUUCUGUUCCAGUGAUCCACGAGGAAUUGAUGCCCUGAACGGAACAGUUGCUGACAGCCAAGCCUUAAUGUUGAAUAUGACUGUCUCGGUUCAAGGGCAAUCGGCAAAGGACUUCCAGUUGGUUUUUGACCAACCUGACCUACCCUCCAAUGCUUUAACGCCCAGUUCAUCAAAACAAAGCAUAGAGCAGGUACUGGAGGAUUGGUUUUCCAGAAAAUGCGACUCUUCACCAAAAAGUAAGUGAAAUAUUACAGAGUUGCAAUUUUAUCUCCGUAAAAGCCUGGUAAGCCUGUGGUUGGUUGAACCAGACUUUCACCCUGGUUAACGCUAGUUUAAUCAGGCUUUUGGCGCUGGGGACUAUUCGCUUAAGAAGAAAUGGGAAUCGGCGCAAUUUAAUUUUUUCAAUCAAUAGGUCUGUACACAUCAUUUAUGGUACAGUUAAUUGUGCGCAAUAUUGUGUUAAAAAUUGUUUUUACCAUUUUUUUAAUCUUAUCUAGCGGGAUACUGGUUUUAUCAAAAAUACGAGGGCGAAGUCAUCGGUUCUGAAUCCGGACGGAGAACUUGCGACAUUGAGCCAUACUGUGGGAGAAAAUCUUUACUGAACCCAGACAAGAUUAUUUGGCGAGCUGGGUACUCUUAUACAGAACACUUUCGAGAAGAACCUCAGACAUCUUACAAGAUCUCAACGUACAAAUAUGUAAGUAAGAAAAGAAAUCGACUUUUCCUGGCUUCUGGUAAACCAUGACAGCAUUUCGGGCGUCGAUUACGCCAUUGGGAACUAAAAAGAAAAGAUUCAGACUGGAAUGUCGUUGAAUAGUGAAUAACUUGGGAAACCAGAUGAAAUGACGUUCUUGAAAUUAUUUGCGUGAAUUUCAGUGUUGUUUAACAUUAGUCAGGGGCACCCAACGGCAAUUUUCGGGAAAAUACCUGUUCGGAAGACGAUUUGAGAUCUAGAAUUUUCGAAGCAUUUGUUGUAAAAUUUCUUGCUUGCCUGCCUCUCCUAGGUUUUUCGAAGAUCUACAAAAUGGUAUAAUUACCAUUUUUAACGGAUUUUGACCCUAAAAAAGGCCAUCUAGAAUUUUCGGGAGCUUUUUCCUGGCUGAAAUUUUCGAGAAGGUAAGUUUUUAUCCCUAUAAUUUUAGAAUCACUAGACUUUCAGCUAGGAAAUCCGAACAGAUGAAAAGUUUUUAGGGGAUAAAAAUAUGCCUAUAUCUACCGUUUGAAUACUAAAAUACGUGUUUUGAACUAUAUCCUCGUUGGGUGCCCCUGAUUAGUUGGCCUUGGCAUGAGUUUCCUGCAUCAAAGGUUUGAAAAAGCAAUCGAUAAAGUAAGAUCCAAAAGUGAAAGCACACAUUCAAGGCUUUUUUACUCACCCCUUCUGUUGCUGUUGAUUGGUUGAAUGUUAUUAUCUUUAUUCUCUUUCUUCCAGUUCUGUUUUGCUUACAGAGGACCUGUAAAAGAUCAGGUGAAAUUUCAAGUUAAUUACGGCGGUGAAUACAAUCCGCAGUACAGAUACCACACACUAAGUUUCCAAAGAUUCGUCCCAAGGUCAGAAUGGGGAUUUUCGUGUAUAAAUGUGUGGGAAUAUAUAGAGACAGAAUACGACGAAAUUGCCCCUAAUGUAUUGAUGAGAAGCAUUGAAAUUGUACGCUUGGAAAACGCGGAAGGAGAUCGUGAUAUUUAUAUUGAUGAAGUAUGGAUUGGAAAGACACCUUUAGUUGGUGAGUUCGUUCGAUAGAUUUAUAUGAUGUACAUUUUUAUAAAAAGAGAAUUAUUUUUAACUACAGAGUAUCAUACUUGUUUUUUCGUAUCUUUGACAUAGCCUCUCACAAAAUUCCUAUAAGUAGUAGACCACUGAUGCUUAUAGACUACCUUUGCAGUCUAUAUACAUAAAAUAUUAAGGCUACCUUCCCGGCACCGGACGAAUUCUCUGCCGGCUGAAAAAUUUGAACGGCCGUUUCGUUCACACGGAAACGUUCUAUAUUUUCGCUCUGUUCAAACGGACUUUCGUAGGGUACGUCUUAAUUUUCCUACUGUUAAGGUGAUUCAGUGUGCACCGAACGCCUAAACGCACGAAUUUUCAAGCGGAUGAAAAUUCGUCCGAUGCCGUGUAAACGUAGCCUAGGACAGGGCAAUAGAUCAACGAAUAAAUCAGUCGGAAGGUAUAUUGUAUCCCAGGCUUUAUAUUAAGGAGACUGGUUUGGUGGCAACAGGUAAAAAGAUCAAUUAAAUGCGCUCACAAAAGAAGCAUUUCGUGCGAGGUUUUCGGACAACGCUCUCAGGGUAUUACCCAAUCAAGACGUUACAUCUCCCCUUAUGGAAGGUUAAACACGGCGCAGAAAAUAAUUCAGUUUAUAGCAAAGCAAAAGUAAAGCGCUCGCUCUGAUUGGUCAGUUAGCCAUCCACCAUUUGCCCGUGGGUGCACGCCCAAAACACGAGCUAGCGUGGUUUAAAAAUCGAGACAAAUUCAGCAAAUCUCCUCUCCUGUCAGUAAAAUGCACCGAUAAAAUGUGCAAAUGAGAAGUGGAAUUUGAAGAAAAUACUCAGUUGUCGUUUUGAAGAAAAAAAAGUCAAAAGAACUAGGGACAAAUUUGCCCCGGAGAAAUUUAUCACUGUUUACUUCGCGGCUAGGAUCAGCAGAAGAAAAACCGAAUGAACGAAGAUUUAAAGUACAUUUUGUGUAUUUUUAUAGAAGAGAAAGUCUGUUUUGAAAUGGAAAUUUAUCAAUUAGCAUUGUGUUAUCGCCUUUUUAGUCGAACUGAUGUUAAAUUCAAUCAAGUUUUUUAGGAAACAUGCUCAGAUUCGAGACAGCUUUGUUGUGUAGUUUCCAUAUCAUCGAUUAAAAAUUUUAGUUGAGUUACGGACACAUUACGCUGGAAUUGCAAAAUGAAUUUCAUUUGAGUACAGAAACAAUUGGGUCUUCAAACCAAUAUAUUUUUUUUAUAGUUUCAGCUAUAGUUUUCCCUCAAAGAAUUUACUCUGACUAAUAUUAAGAGCAAGUUCAAAGGUGCCAUUCAGAAUAACAACAAAAAACGUUUUCCAAUUUACCUUAAGACGGAGAACGGUUGCGGUGUUUCAGCGAAAAAGGAAUUUAAAGGCAAGUGUUUUAAAGGCAUGAUUGCUUACGCGCGGGCAGAUGACAGCAUACAUCAACUCGUCUAGUGUACCGAUGACUCAACCGAAGGCAAAUGGAAAUGCUUUCUCUAGCUUUUGAUUAUUCUUUCGUGUUUAGCAACCUCCAGCGAGCAUCCAUAACUCGAUGGUUGCACGCUAGCACUUUUACCAUUUCUUAAUUGGCUUUCAUUCAUAUCUGCAUCUAAAUGCAUAAUAAGCCUCAAUAGAAAUCCCAGCCUGAGUUUCCGUUGACAACCACUAAGGCAUGAUUUACUUAGAAAUGCUGUUUGAGUUAAAGUGACACCUUUUUUUACAGUGAUGCGAAAAACAAGUGGUGCCAUGCCCAAUGGUUUUGUCAUCAAAGAUUUCCAGGUCGAACAAACUGGUAACAACUGGACCAUCUCUCUCCUCCCUGCAAAGUGUGGCUCCCCUCUUCCACUGCUUGCUGUUGUAGAUGCUCUCGAAGGAAACAGCAGCAAGGACAAAGCGACGUAUACUGUAAAAGGACUUACCUCAAAUGUUCAAAUCACACGUAUACAGAAAGCUUCUCCUCGAGUCCGAGGAACCUUUGAAAUUGAAUAUAACGGAAAAGUAUUGAGAGGUGGGUGAAACUGAUGAGAGAACAUUGACUUUUCCUAGUCCUAAAUUUUGAACUAGUUUCCUAGUUGACGUAAAUCAAAUUAAGUUAAUUUGAUCGAGUUUACUAAGUUUAGUUUACUUUAAUUUAUUGUUUCUUUUCCUCCUUACUCUGCCGCUCUAUUCUACCCUCCUUACCUCUGCUCUUCUCUACUCUUCUCUACUCUCCUCUACUAUGCUUUAAUUUACUUGACUUAACUUAAAUUGAAUUGACUUUACUGUACUCUUUCUCUUUCUGUAACCGAUUUAGACGUUCCUGCUAACAUAUCCGAAGCGCGGCUAAAAGACCUCUUUGAGGAAGAAUUCGAGGAAGGAAUUAUGGCGGUGGAGAGAGACGGCACUUGUGCAGGGUUCAAUUGGAAAGUUUCAUGGCUGACGCGUGGGGGUAACCAUCCUCAAAUGCAGGUCAGAGGCGAUGGAUUGACUGGUAGCCAGGUGUCCAUAGAGGCUAAUACUAUUGAAGAUGGUGGGUUAUUCCUAGAUCCGCUCUCUGGAGAAUACCUGCAAACUCCUAGUGUUUCAGGAGAGGUGAGGAGCAUGUAGGCAAUCUGUAAAUGAAUCACUAUUUUUAGAUGUAGCAAGGUCCAUUCACGUCUCGAUCUCCAUUAAGUACCGCCAGCCGCCACCCCCUCUCUCCGUGAUUACCUAAGGAAUUUAGGCAAAGUUUAUGAUGAAACACGUCUACAAAUUUUGCAACGCUAUUUACGUCUGGUUCUCCGUUACAUUACGUCAGCCGCCAGCCCCCUCCCCCUCUGCCUUGCGCGAUUACCUAAAAAAUUUAGACAAUCUUUACAAUGAAUCGCGUCUGUAAGUUUUUCAAGGUUCAUUUGCGUGUUUCUCCGUUAGAUAAGGAGAGCGCUACCCCCUCCCUUCCUCUGCCCACCCCUGAAUACUAAUAGCAUUUAGACAAUCUUAACGAUGAAUCUAUGAGUCGUCUAUAGGCGGAUCUUUGUGUACAUUUUUGCAUAAUUGACAUAUGCGUAUCAUCAUCUGGUGGAGCUAAUAAAAGAAUCUAAGAAUAUUGAAAGAGCGUAGCAAUUUCAGUUAUCUUUGAAAAUUUGAGCCUGAUUUUUGUUAUUAUUAUUAUUAUUAUUAUUAUUAUUAUUAUUAUUAUUAUUAUUAGUGUUAUUUUUUUGGUUUUUUUAUUUUUUUUUAUUUUUUUUUAGGUGGUGGUAGAGGUGAAUGGUAUCACUGGAUCAUGUAACAAUAUGAAUUGUUCUUUUAACUAUACAAAUGAGCAAACACCCCAGCUGACAUCUGUAUCACCGUCCUCUGGUCCAGGUGGCCCCCCUGGGACGGGAACAGUUAUCACCCUGGGUGGGUCAGGAUUUUCCACAAUCAAUGAAGAAAAUGUGGUCACUAUUGGUGGAUCUGAGUGCGUCAUACAAACAAGUGCUGUUGACAGCAUCACAUGUCGAGCAGGUAAAUGCUGUUUUUAUGGUCAACAAUUAAUUUAAAAGCCCCCUGCUUAACCUAGCAAGCGCCUAUAGUAGGGACAUUUCUUGUUCUCGGACGAAGAAGCUAUGGUAGUUUAUGAUGCUUCGGAAAAUUGAUAUAUUAUUUACAAUAACAACAAUGAGCUUCUGCACACAAAAGGGCUUUUAAUUCGAAGGGAAAUAAGACAAGUCCUCAGCCUGGAGUCUCGACUUUCGCAUCUUGUAUAAAAUGCAAACGCAUACUACACACAUGCCUAAUUAUACGACGCGCAAUGCUGGAAUGCCAAUGAUACAGGCAACAUUCACAUGAAAACCAUUCCAUGCCCAGAAAUAAGAAGCGAAAUAGCCGUGAACCAUUCAUACGAGCUGUUUGCUUCUUAUGUUAAACCCGAGAUCUGUAUAAAAGUACAGUUCAUCUUAUUCAGUUUCCCCGUAUAAAUGGCCCUAGUAUGACUUAACUGCGGCCUUGUAUACAAAAUGCUCUUUCUAUUAAUCAGAUACAAUGAAAGAUUUUCCUAUUGUUUGUUUGUUUGCCUGGUAGACUAUGGCCCUGGCGGAAGUCACGAGGUGAAGAUCUCCGUGGAAAGAAAAGGGGUGGCUGGCAACGAUCAAAGGCUCAAUUUCACAUACAUCAUCACUGCAACGUCAGUCACUCCAUCCAGCGGAAGCACAGCUGGUGGUCAAGAAAUUACCAUAUAUGGCAGUGGUUUUGGUGAUAAGAAAGACAGCGCCACAGUUUCCCUGGACGGCUCUGCUUGUGAAAUCAUAAGCAUCAAUAUGUCUCAUAUCACGUGCACGACAGGUGCACACGCUGCCGGAAGUGUGUCAGUAAACAUCUCAGUCGACGGUAGUUCAACUUCUGUUUCCAGUGCCUUUAAUUAUGACUCAUCAUUGAAUAUUCAAGUGACUAGUGUGACUCCACUGCAAGGAGGAGUCCGUGGUGGCGAUAUAAUAGCUAUUUCCGGUUCCGGGUUUCUGAACACGACUGUUGUCAAGGUGGGAGACGGAACCUGCGUGAUACAAAGCUUUUCGUCUAGUCAAAUCACGUGCUUAACCCCACGACAUGCUCCCGGUAUAUUCCCCGUUAAAGUGGUGACGCCAGGAAAAGGUUUUGCUGUAACUCCAGAGGAAUUCAAAGAGUUCGAGUAUGUUUUUGUGGUACAAUCCAUAUUUCCCCGGAACGGAUCAGUCGCAGGUGGAACCCAUGUAUUUUUCCAGGGACGAGGCUUCAUAUGUGAUAAUUCAAGCACUGUCGUCGAAAUACACGGCAAACCAUGCAAAAUAUUAUCUUGCAAUGCUUCAUCUCUAAAAUGUGAAACAGCGCCUGUGUUCAAAACAAUUGUGGUAGAGAACACUGGAAUUCAUCCAAGUAAGUUCCUGACAUGAGUGAACAGAGUUCAUCUGACGAAUUUAAGUUAGAAAUUGCAAAGGAUCCAUUUUAUCGUAUCGCUGCAGUUGUUUUCAAGAUAUAUGAUUUUGAGUUAAUCUCUAUCAUUUAAGCUUUUUCCACUUCCACCAUUUCAAUUAUUUAGUUUUGUUGUUGUUUUUCCUCACAUACUAGUAUUACGAUGUUAACAGGGCCAACAUUGAUACCAGCUUAGUUACUUUGGUUGCUACCCAGUAGUUUAUUUAUCAUUAAAGUCAUUAUUUCAUUAAUAUUAACAUUACUGUUACUUUUAAUGCUAUUACAUUUAUUAUUAUCGGUUCACGCAUCUGAUGUUGUAAGAAUUUCAAUUGCUUUCGUUUGACAAUUGAUAUAAUUGUACGAUACACUUUGAUUCGUUUUGCCAGCUUUUGGAAAAGGAUAUGAAUGGUCACCGAAGCACGUGACCUGUUACCAAGGCGACACAGUUGAGGUAAGGGGAAAAGAAAAGUAAUGCUUAAUCGAACACUUUGAUAGGCCACUUCGAAAAAAAUACCAUAUGGAUCUCUUAAGAACAGAUUUGGGUAGUGCGCAGAGUAUAAACAUAAAGCAUGUCAGGUGGCUUGAAGAACUUCACAAACACUAAUAUUUAUGUACUGUAUACGGAUUUGAACGAAAAUAAAUUCAAUCGUUUUUACCCUACAGAGUUCUCCAUGACUAUGCAAUGUUAGCAGGCUUUUAAUGGUGAUAAUGUAGCAUAGGAUUGAUGAUAUAAAUGCAUUGGUAUACCUUUGAAACCGAGACAAGUAUUCAAUGUAAUAAGUGAAAUAUAUAAAAUAACUGUUUACGCUUUUAGAUUCUUUCUUCAUUCCUAUUGUAUUUAUUUAUUUUUUCAGUGGAGGUGGUCUGGACAGGCUAACGCUGUUUUUAAUGUCUUUCAAACUACUGAUUCUUCUUCGGUUGAUUACGAUGGCUUUGGAUUUCGCAGUGACAGCAGCAGAACUGGAACUUUUAGACACAGGUUCACUGAAUAAUCAUUCUUGAAAUGACGUUUCUUAUACACUAUUGAAGACUUAUCGAGUUUUACAAUAUUUGGAUUUAUUGUCUAUGCAAACUUAAAGAAGAGUUGCUCCUCAUUUAUUUGUUAUCGUUAAGCAAUAAAAAACGCGUGUUUGUAUAACCUGAUAUAAACACGAGAGGAUGUUGGGAGAAUUCGAGACAGUUAUCAAACCGAGAAUAUGUUGAGGGCCUGCAUAACUAAUAAACAGAAGCAAAACUCUUUGUUCGUGGCACCGAUUGAAAGAGAACUUCUUACCAGUGGCUAAGUGUUGCCGGUAUGCAUAGUUUUUAUACCCGCAAUCACCACUUGUUUUGCAAAAAAGAUGUUAUGGAAAUACGUAUUAUACAUAUUUCGAUCAGUAGAGUACGUUGGGAGCUGCUAAAUCACCUCUCAUACAACACCAGGAAUAUAGAAUCAGUUGAGAGCAGUUGUAAAAAUAACAACGAGUAGCGAAUAAACCUUUUUUCUUCAAGCCGAUUUGCUGUUAUGUCUCAAACAAAUUGCACAUUGUUAAAGAAAUGUGAAGCAAAAGAUCUCUAAAAUUUGGGUAAAAUACAUUUAAGUUAGUCAGGUCUCUUGUUUUAACGUUAAGUCAAAGUGAGUUCAAGGAUUUGGAAACUAUAUAAUUUACCACUCUCUAAAUUUUGUCAGGUUUCGUGAGCCAGCAGUGUAUUACUAUUCCGGCAAUGGUAUUGUUCAAAUGAAGGGAGUGAUCAGGGUUCUUCCACAUGGAGCACAGACCGGUCCAAUCACCAUAAAAAUAGACGGUAAGGUACAUGCUUUACAAAUAUUCCCACCACCAGAAAUCAACCUUCUGGCUCAUUUUCUUUUAUGUUAGUAGCUUAGGGAUAUUAAACCUCGGCAUGGUGCAUUUUCGCAUUGUUGACAUCGUUACCAUGCAAAUGUCUGUUAUUAGAUUUUUACUAGUGUCACCAGAUUUCUGUGGUCUUUUUCUUAAAAUAUGCAAGCAGCACGUGCCUAGAAUUUCCCAUGAUGCUACUCUCUCUGGACCAUAUGUUUUCGUAAUGCCGGCUUUCUGUUAAAUGUUGUUGUGUUUUCGAUCCCUGCCGUGUUCCUUAUUCUCUGCCCUAACAAAAUCAACAUAAUCGAGGAUUUAUGUGUUAUAUAACCUUUUCUUUAGGUUACGAUGCACUUUACAAUCUGACGUCUAUCUCAAGUUCCUCCUCAAAUUGCGAUUCCGGGAGAGUUGAUGCUAUUUAUGGAUGCAAUACUUCCGCAGCUGAGGAACCAGACAUUUCACAAACCAGCUUUACCUAUACCUCAUGUAGCAUGCCUAAAGUGUCCUCCGUCUCUCCUGCUCAAGGUAUUAGCGACACGGUAAUAACAAUUCGUGGGAACGGCUUUAGUGAUGAAACGUGCCACAACAAAGUAAAUUUUGACUCGUAUGAUUGUCAAGUAAUCUUUUCCAAUGAGACAGUGAUCACCUGUCAGCUUAAUACUGUUGAUUCCCCACCCGCCGGUGAACCACUUGAUGUCUCAGUGAAAGUGAUUAACCGAGGCUUCGCAAUUGUUAGUAAAGCUGCUGGUAAAACCACUCACUUUAUGCUAAAACCCAGUAUAACUUCAGUGUCACCUAGCACUGGCUCACAAGCUGGUGGGACUCGAAUCACUAUAACGGGCAAUGGAUUUAGCGACAUCAGUGGCUUCAAUGUGGUGCGGAUUGGCAACACUAUUUGUGAGGUCAUCAGCUCGUCAUUCACCAGCAUUGUGUGCAACACGAAAGCUUCAACCAACGACCAGCGGCAACCCGUCAAUGUUACAGUUAAGGCAAGCACCAGUGAGUGCGUUGCUUCUGAAAUUUCGGAUUGUCAAUACACAUUUUCUGAUGCCAACACCCCUGCUGUUAGCACUUUUUCACCGAGCAGCAUCGUAAGUCCUCAACCAACGGAAUUGCUGUUUCAAGUGUCAGGCCUUCCUUCUCAAAUUUCUGAUGUUACGGUUAAGGUGGGCAAGGAAAUUUGUAACGUAACACUAGUGGAUGUUUCCUCACCGUUGCUUAAGUGUGAGAUUUCAGGAGCUGUGGCUGGAAAUCACAAAAUAACGAUUAACGUACUAGGCAAAGGAAACGCGCGGUUCGACACUGGUUUAUCAGAUACUCUUGUAGUUGAACCAAAGGUGACCUCGAUAUCACCAGAGGAAAGCAGCAUAAAUGGAGGAUUAACGGUGACCAUCAACGGAAAUGGAUUUGAUCCAUCUCCAAAUGAAACAACUGUUACCAUCGGAGGAGACGCUUGUAAGAUUAUGACAGUAACAUAUGGACAAAUAAAAUGCGUAACACCGCCGCAAGCAGCCACUGAUUCUGUUGCGUUACAAGUUACAGUCAGCUCGAAUGUUGGCAGUUCGUUUCCCGCAGCCACUAUAGCUUAUACUGCAGCAGCUACUCCUGUAGUUACGUCACUUUCACCCACAACGGGCAAAGGUGGAGACAUUUUGACGCUUUCUGGGAGCCGGUUGGAUCCAUUGCCUUCCAACGUGGAAGUAGAGGUUCUCAUAGGAGACGUGCCAUGCGCAGUAACAAGUUCAGCCCAAAGCAAUGUUGUUUGUACGUUGUCUUCACAUGCUGCAGGUUCAAAUAAUGUUGGCAUCUUGGUACCUGGCAGAGGGGAAGCAACAACAACAGGAAUUUCUUUUCAAUAUAGUUUGAAUAUAGCCACUGUGAAUCCCAGUCAAGGUGGAUUCGGGGGAGGAAGCCUCCUCAGAAUUCAGGGACAUGGCUUCGACAACAAUGCGGUGAUCACAAUUUGUGGUAACGAGUGCGCUGUUCGAUCAAGGGACUCUACGACAACAACUCAAAUAUCCUGCGAAGCACCAAUGCAUCCUAAUUACGCAACAGGAGUAAAUCAACCAUGCGACGUUGUAAUAACCUUGAACGGUGUUACCUCUACUUUGUCUAGAGGUUUUACUUACAGAACUGACAUGACUUCAGAAAUAACUUCUGUCACACCACCCAGAGGUGGGACGGGUGGAGGCACUAUACUCACCAUUAAGGGCAAUGGGUUUAGCAACACCCUGAAUGACAAUGUGGCUAGCAUAGAUGGUACCCCCUGUGAAAUAAUCUCGGCGAACUCCUCCUGUAUUGUGUGCGAAACUGGCAAUCACAGCAGAACAACUGAGACUAAAGUUCGAGUAGACGUAGGAGCAAACGGCAAGGCCCUGGAUGCUAACGGAUUUUACUUUUAUGUGGACGUUUGGUCUUCGCCAUACACCUGGGGAAAUGAUGAUCCGCCAAAAGAAGGUCAGUCUUGUGAAUUAGCGUUCUGGGUAUCAAUGUAGUAGAAAUUUAGAAAAAUAGAUCGCUAAAGGCAAAACUAAAACCGCGGUGUCAUAGUAAACUGGAUAAGCCAACGUUCAAGAGAUUUACCAUUUUUAAUGGUAGCUAUUUAGAUUUGAUUCAGUUGACAGAGUACCUUUCACGCCCCCACCUUCGCAGUACUAAAGCUGCAUCUACUUCAGGGACUAAUAAAAAAUUAUUCGUUUUCUUGAGGAAACAACUGCAAUCAAUCACUAGGUGAAAUUUAAAACCAUGGCAUCUUGUCUAACCUGUCUAGGACGCCAGAGCAUCCCAAAUCCUUCUCCUUUUAUUAAAGAUUUCAAGAUAAUAAUGAUCCUGACGGUGAUAAUGGCAGUGACCACUUUUACGCAUUACUCUAAACACAUAGAAAUGACAAAAGUUUACAAAGUUUGCUUUUAUUCUCCACAGGAGCAGUCGUGUACAUAAAGAAAGGCCAAACGAUUUUACUCGAUGUAGACACGCCUGUUCUUAAACUACUUCUCAUUCAGGGAGGAAAACUAAUAUUUGACAGGGACAAACCUUCCCUUCACUUGCAAGCAGAGAAUAUACUUAUUACGGAUAAAGGAACAUUUCAAGUGGGCACUGAGGACGAACCAUUUCCAGGAAACGCCACCAUUACCCUGCACGGUCAUGUUCGGUCCCCAGAGAUUCCAGUUUUUGGUACCAAGACACUUGCCCUCCGAGAAGGAACACUUGAUCUUCAUGGUAUGCACGUGCCAAUCACCUGGACACAUUUGAGUGCCACAGCCGAAGUUGGUGCCACUGAGCUACACCUGAUGAAAGAAGUCACAUGGAAACCUGGAGAUCAGAUUAUUCUAGCACCCACUGGAAAAUCCCAGCGCGAGUUCGAAGAACUUACCAUAAUAGCUGUUUCAAACGGGAAUAAAACACUGCAAAUUACUCCAGCAAUUCGCUACAAGCACAUCUCUAUUGUCCAGACUUUUAAUGGUAUUCACACCGUGGAAACGCGCGCGGAGGUUGGACUUCUCACGCGGAACGUGCGAGUGAGAGGCUCUGUUCAUGCCAUGUGGACCGAAACAAUCGAGGCUUGUCCAGACGAAUUCAGACCGGGGCAGUUUCAGACACAGACAUGCUUUCAAGGGAAGUUUGGCGAAGAGAUUGGAAGUGACGAGUUUGGUGUUCAAAUCAUGAUACACGCACCCGAGGAGAGCAAGGAUAUGGUUACAGCCAGGUUCAGUUACGUGGAGAUCUCGCACGCAGGACAGGCAUUCCGUCUCGGUCGUUAUCCAAUACAUUUCCAUCUCAGUGGUGACGUCAGGGGUUCUUAUGUCCGUGGCUGCGCGAUACAUCAUAGUUUCAACAGAGCAAUUACCAUGCAUGGCGUCCAUAACCUUGUUGUAAGACAUAACGUUGUGUUCUACGUUCGCGGAAACGCAUUAUUCAUGGAGGACGGCAUUGAAACAGGAAACGUAAUUGAAUAUAAUCUUGGAAUAUUCGUCAUAGCUUCGUCAUCGGCUUUAAAUGUUGAUAUAACCCCAGCUACGUAUUGGGUGACUAAUGCAAACAACACGGUCCGCCAUAACGCGGCCGCCGGAGGUAGCCACUUUGGGUUUUGGUAUCAGAUGUUUGAACAUCCGGAUGGCCCAUCCUUUACUCCUGACUAUUGUCCUAGAAAUGUUUUCAUGUACGAGUUUAUCAAUAACUCAGCACAUUCCUUUGGUCGAUAUGGAUUGUGGAUAUUCCCAACUUAUCAUCCUCUGCAAGGAGGCCGAUGCAAUUCAUGGAAAGCUGAGCCUGCCGUGUUUGGCAGUUUCAUCGCUUAUAACAAUAUGCGUGGUGCUGAGGCUGUCCAAGUAGGAGCAGUUCAGAUGCAUGACUUUAAAAUGCUGGAUAAUGAUAUCGCGGGGAUUGAGUACGUCUUCGCAGACCAAAAGGACACUCCCUGGGGAGGGCCCAGAAUUGUAAAUGCACUGAUCGUUGGCCACAGCCAAGCAAGUGAGGGACUAGAACUGAAGAUCAGAAGCAACACACAUUGUACGGAGUCUGGCAUUAGACUUCCAAAGUUUUCCAAACUUGUCGUUGAAAAUGUCACUUUCGUAAACUUUAACCGCUCAGGUUGCACCUGUUACACCACAUGUGCGCAGUGCUUGGAGUUUAAAAAGAAAGGCGGUUGGACCACACUUACCUCAAAAAACACUUUUGUGAACUCCCCGCGCCGAACUGCCUUACGGUGGAGCCACGAAGCGGUGAUAGUAGAUCUCGAUGGAAGUCUUACUGGUUAUGUGAAUGGCAGCAUAGUACCAAGUAAUGGAAAUCUCCCUCCUCAACAUUGUUCUUCUUCACCACCAGACAGCUUCGGUCCUCAUAACGGGAGUGUCUGCAAUUCAAACGUAAAAUUCAGGAGAUUUGCCUUUAACCGUGCUGGACCGUCCUCUCUGAAAGGAAAAAACGUUCUUUUCAGAAACCAGUAUGGAACGUCUGUGGCACCGUAUUGCAUAAAAUGCGCAACGCAUGAAGAGGGCUGGGUGGCGUUAUUGAUCGUUGGAGAAAACUACAACAUGACAUUUAUAGAUGCCUCCCAAAUCACGAACAUUACUUAUUCGGGAAAGUUUUAUGAAAUGAGUGAUCACGACCACAUUUGGAUAAAUCACCCCUUGACUCAAAGACCGGACAUGUUCACUACUACUGGAGUGUAUCAAAAUAUGACAGAGAUCGUGCCCUCUGCUAGUGCAAACCAUGGAAGUUGGAGCUUCAACAACGAAACAAAACUCUUUACAUACCUUGCGUCAGGGAAAAGUGGGACUCGUACACCCAACAACAAUAUUGAUCCAGUUUCAAUUCAACUUCUCGUGUAUAGGUGCUUCUACGAAAACUGUAUAACCCCUACUCCACCCCCUCCUCCAAAAGGCAGGCCGUCAAGUUUCCUGCGCUGGUCGAACGUUGACCAUUGGGAAGGAACGGAACCUAUGUAUGGGGGUUAUGGUCGCCGGCUUCCUAAAAACGGAAGCGACGUCAUGAUACUGAAAGACUGGUACAUGCUUGCCGAUAUACAGUUACCAUAUUUGAACAAGCUACUGAUUUUUGGGACUCUAGAGAUUGAAGACCUCCGUGGAGAGGAUAUGGUCAUAAAUGCGACAUUGGUAUUCGUCGCCGGAGGCCUUAUUGUGGGAUGGCCCGACAAGCCGUAUCUCUCGAAUUUAUUGAUAUCUCUACGAGGUGACGUAAACAGCGAAGAGUAUGAACCCACUGCUGGUCUCAAUGUAGGAAGCAAAGCUGUUGCUGUAUUUGGAUUCAUGUGGCUACAUGGCAAGCCAAAUUCGGUUUGCUGGACGCGAUUGGCUGCUACGGCUUCAGCUGGGGAUCGCUUUCUGACACUUGACGAGCCAGUGGACUGGGAUGUUGGUGACGAAAUUGUCAUCACAUCAACAACCGUGGAGCCUCGACAGACUGAAAAGUCUUUUAUCGAAGAUAUUUCCCGAGACAAGCGCAAUCUGACAUUGACCGCUCCUCUUCAGUACAGACAUAUUGCAGAAACACACACGGCUGGAAACUGGUCAUAUAGUUUGACAGGAGAGGUAGGACGACUCACAAGGAACAUUAUAAUAGAAGGCGCCGACAAUCCUGCAGGAUCCUUGACUGAACAGUCAUUUGGGUGUCGUAUUUUAGUAGCAGGUGAACAUGCUGGCACCAGGAUUGAGUAUGUGGAGAUCAGGCAUUGUGGACAGGAGGGCUGGAUCGAUGAUUUUGAUCCCAGGUUAGUUCACCUCUUUCUGUUUUAUUAUUAUUAUUAUUAUUAUUAUUAUUAUUAUUAUUAUUAUUACUAUUAUUAACUUAAGUGGGGGCACUGAUAAAAAAGGGAUUUUUAUGACGCGUUUUGACGUCACAUUGCUUCUAAACUAUUAAAAAUCAUUAAAACAUUGAAGAAAAGUUAAUGGCCAAAGUACAAAGUAGUUUGAGCUGUCGGACCCUUGAAUAAAUCAGAGACCUUCUAGAUACAUUAGAUAUACAAGUGGUGAAUAACAUGUUUCUUCAAGAGAAUAACCCCUGCAAUUGCUGAUGUUAUACAUCUGUUUCUUCUUUUUAUAAGUGCUUGUUUUUGUUAACCAACAAUAAGCACUUUUGUCGCUUUUUUAAUAUUCAUAUUUGCGCUUAAUUGUUUCAGAUUCUCGUUAGCUCUGGUUAACAUCGGUGACGUUAUUGGCAAUGACUCCUAUGUGCGCUGCAACGCAAUACAUGAUGGUUAUAACCCCGGAAUUGGCGUCUUCGGAACAAACAACUUAACACUGGAGGAUAAUAUUGUUCACCAUACUGUUGGCUCCUCUAUCCAGGUCACUGGGAAAUUUAACCGUGUGUUACGUAACUUGGCUGUAUACUCGAUUUCCAUCCACACAUACAAGGACAGAAGGGACCACUCGAAUGUGCACUGGCCAGGCGCCAUUGAAGUUCACAAAGCAGAAGAUGUAGUUUUGAUAAACAACACUAUAGCUGGAAGCGAACGCUUUGGAUAUAAGAUUGACGGAGUGAAAUGCGCACCUUUCUAUUCCCCCGAGGAUUCUUCCUCCUCGGGAAAUAUAGUUCACGGUGCAUGGCACGGAAUUCAUUUGCACUACAAAGAGGGAUUUCGAGAAUGCAGCAUGAUAGCAGGGUACUUGACAUGGAAAAAUCUUGACUACGGUGUCUUCAUAUAUCCCCAAAGCAGUGUCAUUGUAGACCACGUUAUAGCUGUCGACAACACUGUGGGUCUGCUUCCUAAUGUCUGGGGACCUCACGCGUUGACGCAUAAAACAGCUAACAAAUACUUUAUUUUAAGAAACAGCCUGAUUGUUGGCACCAGUCCAAACUAUGACUGCGCAGAUGACUUUGUUCCCUAUGCCAAGCAACCAUACGGCUCCGUAGGAGCUAAAAAGGCACCAGGAGGUAUGUCAUCUGCUCAAUUCUACGAUUUUGCUUGCUUUCCAUUGCUUCCUUGUAUGGCUAAAAAUCUAUCUCUGCUUUCUCAACCAUUUCAUCCCCUGUGCGAGUUAAGUUAAAUGGGUUGAAGAUUGAAACAGAAACCCAAUAAGACUUAUUCGCACCCGUUUUUUAAUUAUUAUAUUUUUUUUUUAAAAAAAAAGCCCUUUGUUCAAUCAUUUGGCAAGUCUUUUUUUUUUUAAUUUGAUUAAUGGCACUUUCCUUAGGACGCAUACAACUGUGUAAAAUAGCCACUUACUUCCCUUUAAGUAUUCUGAUUGCAGUUUUAUCAUUUUUGCGCAGUGAAAAUUGCUACUUUACCCAAACAGUUGCGAUGGGUGACUUUCCUUGUGCUCUAAACGCCAUCUGGCUUAACGUCAUCUCCUUUCAAUAAUCGUUAGGGCAAAGGCAACGCAUUCACAAUCAUCUUCGCAAUAGUCUUCAUAGAGUACUUGUUAGUUUCUGAUUUAUAUUCUGUAUUCCAGUUAACCUCAGCAUUGUUUUUAUCUCAAGUUUUCUUCUGCUCCUUACCAUUUGUACAUUUAGAUGGAUUACUUGUUUUUACAUGUGAAGUGAAUACAAUCUGGAGUGCGUAUUUUGUCUUUUGUAUAAACACUGCCCACCUAGACCAGCCUUUGCUAUUUGCGGGCAGCGAGGAAAUAAAAUUGUAAAUUUGGAUUAACCAAUAAAAAUGAAAUAAAAAGUUGUCACAUUUUCAUUUUUGCAGGUGGUAAAAUUGGCAUUACGAUGACAAACUUUGGCUCUGCACCAGCCAAUGGUCCAGUUAUGGCUUGGGAAAGUCCACUCACCUAUCCUGGGAUCAAUGGUUACACUCUUUACCGUGAGGUCACCUUUGCUGGGUUCGAGACCACAUGUAACAAGAGGCAUCGGGCAAUAAUGAGCAAUUCAUGGGCUGGAGAUAUAAUGCACCCAAUUGAUGUUAUGGGUAAGUUUAGUAGGAGGAAAAUACGACCCUUAAUGUAACAACAAUGUCCAGCUUAUUACCAAUUCUAAAUUAAAAUAUAAAUAACAAUUAUUCACCGAAGUGGAGGUGGAUAGUCGUAUAUUUACCGAGGUGCGAAGCAGCGAGGUAAAUAUCCACCAUUAGCCACCGAUACUAAGGUGAAUAAUUGUUUUAGUAUAUACUACAACAGUGAGAUAAUUGAGCACAAAAAUGAUGAUAUUUAACUCAUUGACUAUUGCCAACGAUUAUAAUUGUGGUGCGCAAUGACCGAACGGGCGCGGUCGUCGCUUUUUCUUGCCGACAAAUAAAACUUUUGAAGGCAUUUGUUUAGCUCUUUCGGGGAAAGUUCUUCAAAAGGAGUUCUGAAUUUGUUUUGUAUUUAAAACCAGUCUGUAAAAAAGAUUAUUAAAUUUAGUUUUAAGAUUAUUUAUGAACAAGUCAACUAAAUAAAGUAACGCAAGACUUAAGCUUAUUAAUGCAUUUGUAAACAAAAAACUUUUUCACCGGUUUCAUAGAUAAAUUCAAGUCAAAAAGACAAAGCUUUACCUGUUAAAACUUCCGAACCGAACUUCUUCACCUUCUUCGUGUAUUUCGGAAACAGCUUGCUUGAUUAUUUGUGAAAUUUCUUUGUUUGUUACGGCAGCAAACCGGGAAGGCAUUUUGCUCGCAUCGUGGCGAGUUUGGCGUCACUUGCUCGGAGGAACUGGAGGUGAAUCAGUGAAUAGUGCAGGAUAUUAACUGAUUGGGUAGCCAAUCAGAGCGCGCGAAAAACACUAUCCACUGUUUUAGUAUCUAAUUAAUAUGUAUAUCUUAGUGUAAGACCUUUGACUCCAUUUUCAAGGUGUGUCAGUAAUUUUUAAUGUUGGGUAAAAACAGCACCGGGACAACGCUCUAUUGGCAUACAGGGGUGGAAUAAGAUAACGUUAUAAUUAAUUACCUCUAACCAAUCGACCAACUGACCAAAAAGGCGGCACAACUACUUUUGCUCAUGAUUGUGACACCCCACUAUUCCAUCAUGUCCACCUGGUGAAGUAAGUCUCCGCCGAUUCCUUGAUCUAUUUUUUUUUAUCAACCAGAGUAACGCCUCAUUUCGUUUAAUCAUCCGAAUUGGAAUCAAAUGGUCGAAUUAUUUUCAAAGGAAAAGUGGGUAAUUUGAGUUGAAGUUUAGAAACACGUCAGUGUAUUUCCUUCCCUUUACUAUGAACCUAGCUGGGUUUUGCCACCCAGCAAUCUCUUUUCUGAAUGUUAUACUUCUUUUAGGUCUGCAUUACGACUCCGUGGACGAAGAAUCAAAGUUGUUGUAUGAGGAAGCGAACCUUGAUUUAGUUAAUCCAUCGGAUUGCGUGGACAUGGAUUGUGAUGGAAGAAGGCAGCUUCUCAUCCAGGACCUUGAUGGUUCCCUGGUUGGCUCUCCUGGAGAUGCAGUGAUAUCCAUGGCUGAAUUUGAGUGGGGUGGGGACGUGCGGUUUGGCCUGGGUACGUACGUUUAAAUGCCCUCGUUCUAGUGGUUCGUUCUCAAUAAAUGUUCACCUUCCACCCUAAUAAAGUUAAGAAUCGGUAGCUGGAGACUGAAUUUUCAAGUAUUUUAAUUUACCAAUUUAUUUUCAGAGAUUAAGUUGGUCUUUUACGCAAAAAGUGAAAUUUUAAGUAAAACAUUUGGGGCCAGUUUUAUAUUAACGUUUUUAAAUUCCGGAGGUUUUCUUCCCUAUGGUACAUACAUGGGUGCUUGUCGGGAGACCUAUCAGGGUUUAGCUUAAGCUUUUUUGACCCCUAAUAGAUAUCAUAAUAAUCAAAAUAGAAUUUAUAUUUUUUUUUCACGUGCAACCCCAAACGAGGUCUUGACGACUUAAAGUAUUGGCGUCAUAGCCAGAACACCCUAAGUAAGACCAAAAAUCCGAAUAUUUACAACUGUAAAAGAGACAACGAGCUUUCCCGUCUUCUUUAUAUAGACCCCCCCUCUCCCCCCCUCCAAUUCUCACGCUCCUUCACUUUGAGGUAAACCCUAUAAGAAAAAUUACUGCCGUUGCUAUAAUAACCUAACGCGUCAACAAUUGACCGUAACUUGUCCACUGGGAUAGCUGGUACUGGUAUAACUGAAAACAGUUUUUCACUGUUUCAAUCUGUUCUUCUUCCGGGAGCAAGGGUGAUGCAGUGGUGAGAGCACUCGCUUCCCACCAAUUUGGCCUGGGUUAAAAAUAUCCCUGCAUCGACGCCAUAUUAUGUGGCAUGAGUUUGUUGUUGGCUCUAUCCCUUGCUCCGAAAGGUUUUCUCCGGGUACUACAAUUUACUCCUCUGCUCAAAAACCAACACUUCCAAAUUCCAGUUGUAUCUGGAAAGCACGGACCCAUUUAACGAGUUUUCUAGAACUCUUAAGUGUUUCGAGAGUAAACAAUUUACAAUUUACAAUUUUGUUAAAUAUGAUGCAGGAGAUUAUCGAAUCCCCAAACCGGCCCUGACGGCUGUCGAUGGAGCGCGCCUGAACGUAUCAUUGGUUGCCGCUCAUAAGGGUAUCGUCCGUGGAACGCAGGAUCGUACCACGUGUUCGUGGCAUGCUCCCUGGAACGCCUACAAGUGUAAUGAUCUUCAUUUCCGGAUGCUGGUUAUUGAGAGUUUGGACGCGGAUACUGAAACAAGGCGACUCUCUCCUGUGGCCCUGAUUGCAAAUGGUAUGUAUUGAAAAUACAUUGGCUUAGUGUAAAUACAUGAGAACAAGCAAGGUAGAGCUUUUGACCCUUGAACGAAGGGAUAACUGGCGGUUGUGCAUAAUAAAUAGUUUUAAACUUAGGGACUGUGCAAUAAUUAUCAGGAAGGGGGGGUCCUAAAAUGAGCUUCACCAAAGGAAAAAUUAGAUAGGUCCCCCCCUCCAGCAGCGUCAAGAUUAGCUCUGACCCCCUCACGUUCUCCAAAAUUAUGAUGUGCCCCCCUAACCCGUACCUUUAUUCACUGUACUGCAACGCAUUCCAAUGCGUCGUCAGGGAUGAAGAGCACCUCGAAACUUUGUUCUUCAUAAUCGUCAAUUUCCGAAUCGUCUGAUUGUUCAUUAUCUUCUUGGUCUUUGGAACUGCUAGAUUGCUGCUCAUCCGGGUUUUCUUUACCUUGAGCUUCCCCAGCACCUAGAACACGAGCUACGAGUGCUGCUUUCCCUCCGCUGACGGGUAAACCGUGCUCCUUUAGGUAGAGUUUCAGUUUACUUGCAGACAGCGAGUUGACUUCAACCUCGUCGGACCAAUUAAUGUCUGGAAGUUUGUUCCUUUCCGUUGCCCGUUUUUUUGCUUUCAUUGCAAGGAAUUUUUGGUGCUCUAUGAAGUGAUGACAACUAUGAAACAGAAGCAUGUGGCAUUCCUCAGCUAGAAACUGUAGACCUAGAAACCCUCUCGCUGUUUAAAUCAAGAACAGUCCUGGCCUGUCUGCGGGACCUCUUAAAUGCCAAAUGUUUUAUUGGCAAAGCUCACAACGUGGUUUGUGACUUCUGUGCAUUGACGAUUGUUUCAAUCUAUCAUAUGUUGACAUUCUAAAUAAGUUAAAGCAUGUGUUUAUGUUGAUGCAAUAUUCAGACAUUAUGGAUAGUCAAAGGAGUGGCAUCUGUCUAUUUGGAAAAUGUUUAUUUAUUCAUUAUCGAAUUUGUGAAAUUUAAUUAAGACCCCCCCUCAACUUACUUGAGAAAUCUAAUGUAGAGCCCCCCCCUCCCUCCUUUCCAUUAUUUUAACUUAAGGCCCCCCCCCCUCCUUAUAAUUAUUGCACAGUCCCUUAAGUAAGAUAGGUAGUGGAUAUAAAUUCACCCUUUUUAUGUUAUUUAUAGCUGAAAUACUAUCCCGAAAUACUUUCAAAUAGUUAACGCUACAAAUAUAUACUAGGAUCUAAACCACUGUAAAUCCAUACUGUUUCGUUGAACUUGUAAAAUGAAACAAACUUAAAUAUCCAUUUUUAUAGCUUCAAUCCUUGAUAAUUCGAGUUAUUUUAAAUAACAUGAAUUGAUGAAUUCUGAAUUGGAAUUUUCAGACCCUCUUUCGAAUUCAGGGGGUUGAGUAAUUUUCCAAAAUCAUAUCCUGCAUAAGGACCUGACCGCAGAAAAAUUCUUGCAUUGAGUUAUUAACCUCAUAUUUAUACCUGAAACAAGAAAUAGAUAUCGAUCACGUUUGUGAGCGUGGUAAAAUAAUUCUUGUUUCAACAAAAUCACCCGGCAGCCACCCCGUCCAAUCCCCCCCCCCCCCAUGAUGACAGUUGAAAAGCUUAUAACUGUUGAUCAUCAUUACAUCAGGUUAUGUGAAUCUUCUGAAUGGGCCCCAAGAUCACGGCUGGUGUCUGGGUUACACGUGCCAAGAAAGAAUAUCCACGUUUUAUGGAAUAGUCGCCACUGGAACGAACUAUUCUGUGUAUUUCACUUCCAACGAGCCACAAAAAAUACGGUUGCACUUGCUGAAUAGCAACCCCGGGGAUGUCAUAAGAGUUGGACUGUUUUAUCAAAGGCCUCAAAGACAAGACGUAUACAAAGGAGGUACGUGUUUUGGUAUAACAUAAAUAUCUACAUUUCACUUCUUCAGGUAAAACCUCUUACAACAAGAAACCUCUUGUAUUACAGUUUGAUAAUUAAGCGAGUAAGAGUUGAAAUAAUUGAAGGUUAACGAAACAUGAGUGCGAAGUUAUCCUGUUCAAGGUUAGAAGAUAGAAGUGCAGAGGUUCAGUAAAAAAAAACGUGUAAAAAAGGUGCAUUUUUUCCCACCACCGCCCCUAUUUCCAGAUCGCGAAAGUCUUAUUUUCGCUUUUGCUUGUUGUAUUUUUAAGGCUGGUGCAAAAUUUUUUAAAUCAUCUGAAAUGACAAAGAAUAACUUAAUUGUAUUUAUUUAUGUAUGUGAUGAUUCGCCUUAACCUAUAUGAACAAACCUCAACAAGGGUUACUAAGAAAACGUUUUUAGUAACCUCACUACCUUUCGAUUAAGUAGAGAAUUUUACUUGUCUUUACGUAAAUAGUAAUUACGAAUAUUUACAAGCAGGAGUAUUCAUGAAUCCAACAAAUGGACAGCUUGGAGGAUCAGACUUCACCACAAUCCCACUGCCAGAGGGGGCGCCUGACGAUUACUUUGUGCCACAGCUGACCAGUUACAAUGGUGCUAAUUAUUUUGACCGUAAGCUCAGUACACUGUACGUCAUUUUGCGCGGCUCAACACCAGUUGAUAUACGAGUCAUGCCAGUGGUCCAGGUCAGUAGCUUUUCUUUGUUAACUUAGGAGUUUUGAUAUUUGCGAUUAUAAACAGACGAGUUUCACAGGGAAAACGGUAAUUUGUGGCAUCGGACUAUCAAACGACACAACUAGUGGGUCGCAGCGGCCAUUUUGAAAAUGAAAUGGGUCUUUUCACGGAGACGUUUCGCUAAAAGACAACCACUCCCGUGAAUGCUUCUAUUAUAUGAAAGGACUGAUCUAGCUGGAUCGAUAAUUCUGAUUGAUAGAACAGAUCUGUCGCCCCGUGUAAAGAAAUCCAAGACAGUCUUGAAUUGAUUCCACGUCAUGGAAUCCGGAUUCCAUGUACUGGAUUCUGGAUUCUUUGUCAGUGGAACUUGGAUUCGGAUUCCAACCGUUAGUGGGACUCAGGAUUCCUUGUGCUGUUAUUCCGGAUUCCAAAGCCCAGGAUUCCGGAUUCAUAGCAAAAACUUGCUGGACUCCGGAUUCCAAGACGAGAUCAGACCGGUCAGUUCUGACUAAUGGUAAGCGCUCUUAGUGUUCAGGUAGUUCCAGCGGGGAACAGAACUAAACGUUGCAGUCGCGUCCAUAGGAGAGAGGGUACUCACAGUAUGAAAAUGGCGAAAGUGUUCGUCGGAAAAAUUCCGACGCUUUGUGAAAAAAUUUGUCUGUAAGGCUCUUUUUAAACUUGUAAAGUGCGUGAGAAUAAUUUCACUUUAUUGAAAAUAUCUAUUCCAUAUUGACAAUCAUAGGUUCAGAUUGGUGCAAGAGCUGUUUCCAUUGAUGAAUUCUUCAAAGAGAACCUGCUAAAUAAUCUCGUUGCUUUGCUGGGUAUUGAUCCAUCUCGGGUCAGAAUUGUAGACAUUGUCAGCGAAUCCAGUUCACGAAGAAGGAGAAAGCGAUCUUCUGGCAAUGUCUUUCUGAUAAGAAUUGAGAUUGGCGAUCCUCCCCUGGCUUUGAACGGCUCUUCGUCUUCCUCAUCUAACUCGUCAGGAAACUAUACAGGUAUGAAAAUGAACUACCAAGCCACUGUAACUAAGUUGCCUCUGACAUUUCCAUCUUUUCUCAUCUCAUCUACAAAAUUCAUUAGCAAAUCGACGACAAUUUUCAGUCGUAUAUACUCUUAUAGAUCAUAGUAACUACCUCAAAAUGUUCAAAACUCAUGUAAACCACUAGCCGCUGGCGAGCGUGGUUUCACCUAAGAUGUCGCAUGUACUCUUAUUUCCUUUUGUGUCUGUUCUUGCCAAGGAGUUAACAGUACUACCUCUGUUGAGGAGUUAAGAAAGGUUGGCGAUGAUUUAGUGGAAAAAGUGCAGACUGGAGAACUCUCGCAGAAGGCAGACCUGGAUGUUGUAUCACUUUCCAUAUCCGACCCAAUCCCCGAACCAGUUGACCCAACCGGUGGUGUCCGGGCAACCAAUGAGACUGGUAAGAACGUCAUCCUUUCCAAAAUUCGCUACGCUUACAUGAACUAAUUUAGGCAAAGAGUUUUUCUAACAUUUGGAAGAGUAAGUGUUAUCUGGGCAUACUUCGAAGGCUGGAACAUGUAUCAGAUAUUAUAAGAGCCUCUUAAAUUGUCCUGGGAGCGACUCAUACACCUAAGCCUGACCAUGGUCAAAAGAGAGAAAAAUACCAAAGCAAAGCAAAAAGCCAAAGUCCUCAAAGUCAAAGUUGCCGUUUUCAGUAUGCAAAGUUAAAUUCCUCACCAAAACUUUUUUAAUUUAUUAUCCUUUCAUAAGGUUCAUUUAACAAAAUUCUUAAGAGUUUUAACUGAAACGCAGAAUUGUAGGUGGCCUUAUCAUCAUUAUUUUGGUAUGGUCACGACCAUUUUCGCGGAAAAUAUUUCUAAGGGGAACAGGUAGUUAAAAAUAACUAUACUAUAGGUUGAGUAUGUACUCGCUUGAUUGUAAAUGAAAUACCAGAAUUGGCUCGAAAAUGAAGAAGCCCCAGAAACUAGUUAAUGAAGCUUGUCUAUUCUAUGAUAGCGUAAAGUUCAUUUUCUCCUUUGUCAAUUUUCCCAUAUAGGUGGUCCGAAUAUAACAGAUAAUUCAACACUUCGUUAUGACCAGCUGCAAGCACAAGAAGAGGCGGAAGCCCCUAGUAAUGUAUUCAGCUUCCUCAUUCCUAACAGACUGGAGAUUGUAACUGAGCCGAAUGGAGGAAACGAGACGGUGCCAUUUACCAUCCAACCCAAGCUCAAACUCGUGGAUAUCGAUGGCACGUUAGUGACCGUUUUGGGUCAUGGUUCUCUAAGCAAUUGGACAGUAACAGCGAGCAUACUGAACGGUACUGGUGACUCGAUGGCAGUACUUGAGGGUAACGUCUCUGUGGAAAUAGUAGAAGGAUGGGCCAAUUUUACUGACUUAAGCAUUACCCAUAACGGCAGUGACUACAAACUGCUGUUUAACGUCAGUAAACCAGCGGCAUCUCACUUCAAUGCCACUUCGCUGGCGUUCGAAGUAAAAGAGAGGAUAAUGUACUUUACUGUCACUGUUCAGCCGGAUGACGCCAAUGAAACCGUUAGCUUUGGACAACAGCCCAGAAUUGAAGUUCGUGAUGCCGCCAAUGGAGACAUUGUGGACAAUACAGGAUGGAAAGGACGGCAAUGGCUCUUCAAAGCGUCGAUCGCUAAUCCAGAUGAUAAUGAAGGCCACCUUAAUGGAACAACAGAAGUGGAAUUCACUAAAGGUUUGUUUAUUGUUACAUUUUCUUUUUUUUUUCUGGCCAAAAGUAAAGCAAGCUCUUAGAAUCACUCAAAUUAAUAAAGUCUUUGUCUUGAUUGAAAGGCGUACUGGUCGUUUGGAAGCUACAAUAUCAAAUCAUUCACUCUUGCAGAACGUAGAGUCCUGUCCGAAUAUAAUCAGUGUUUUUAUGCACCACAAUUCCAAAAGAAAUAAAUGGAAUUAAUACUUGCUCCUUGUCUAAAGUGCAAUUGCACAAUAACUGGAUCGAGAAAAUCUGGCUAAAAUGUGCACUAUAGUGACGAUGUUUCACUCCAAAAAUUCUGGUGUUUUUCAUUGAACACAAUUUGUAUACGAAGUUAAAAAUUGAAAUAAAUCCUUGGAUAUAAUUUAACACAAUUUGUUAUCAUUAUUUCGAAGGUGUCGCCCAGUUCACCAAUCUGAGCGUGGACAUUUCCGGAGAAAACUAUAUCUUGGCAUUAGAGGCAAUUACUGUACCAUCUUCUCGGUACGUCUUUAAAGACAACUCCUCAGCAUUUAACGUUUCAGAGAGAUUGCUAUACCUCAAGAUUGCUCAACAACCAGACAACUGUAAUGAUACAGUUAUCUGUGGUACUCAGCCGAUAGUGGAGAUAAGAAAUGUCUUCCCCGACACAUUGGUCGAGAACAUUGGCUGGAGAGGAAGAACUUGGCAAAUCAACGCCAGUAUGGUCGGUGUUAGCAACUCUGUUUUAAACGGCACGGCCCUAGUGAACGUACCUACGGCAGGAAGAGUAGAGUUCCAAGACUUGAACUUCUAUGAUGUUGCCCAGGGGUAUCAAAUACAAUUCACCGUCAUAACUGAGCCCUCGUCUUCCUAUUCUGGGUUGUCAGUGACCUCGGAGACGUUCGACGUGAAUGCUCGGUUAUUCUACCUGGAAGUAAUUACACAACCCGCACAGGCCAACCAGUCAGAGGUAUUUGGUGUCGCCCCAGUUGUAGAAGUUCGGGAUUUGGGAACACGCAUGCGUGCACACCCUCUUAAAGGCGACUGGUCAAUCGCGGUUUCCCUCAAACCGACGGCUUUGAAUGGAACUUUAAGUGGAGUCUUAAAUGAGACAGUUACAGACGAGAGGGCGGAGUUCAGUAACUUGUCAAUUUCGUACUACGGUAUUGGAUAUGAGCUAGUCUUCGAGUCCAACUAUGGGCAUGAAGUGAGUGAUCCCUUACAUGCUGUGUAUCUGUUUAAUUAUUUCUCACUUUUAAAAUUUAAAAUCAGAAUAACAAUGAUAUUGAAAGGACUUAUAGCUUAUUACCAUGACUUCAGAUAAAAACGUUUACAGAGAUUAACAUGCAUUUUCCCACUAAAUACAUAUGCUUUGGUAUAAUUUCAUUCUUUUUUUUCCCUUUAAUUCUGGACAUGGUAAUAUAAAAUAAGGAGUUUUAAACGAAGGGAAAUAGGGAAAAAACUAACCUGAGAACACGCUCAAGAAAAAUGCGUUAUUAGGCAAUACAGUACACAUAUUAAUCGUAUGCGAUUAACAAAGCAUAAUCAAUUUUACCUUCUGCUUUUGUUACGUUUGUGAAAAUCUGAGAAACUGUGAAAAAAAAGUCCUAGAGAAACUUCCUUGCACAACGGGUUCAUUGACAACUACGGCAAUUUCAAUGUUUUGUUUAUUAACACCUUGCUCGUAAUUUUAACAGGUAUAUUCACAACCAUUUGAAGUCAGAUAUGUUAACGACUACUCGCCUGAAUUUGAUCCUUCGCAUGGUUUUUACAACGCCACUGUCUCUGAGGACAUUUCUAUUGGAUUUCCAGUCAUUACAGUCACGGCUUCAGAUCAAGACUCGGGCUCUCAAGGUGAUGUAUCAUACUCAAUUGUUGCCGGGAACACCGGAAACCAGUUUGCUGUCGAUGCACUUCUGGGUAAUAUAUCAACGAUUGGCGAACUGGACCGGGAAACAACUGCCGUAUUUACGCUAACCGUUCGUGCAUCCGACGGCGCGGUGCCAGAAAAAGUACGUUACACAGACAGCAAUGUAAAAGUUGUCAUUUCGGACGUAAAUGAUAACGCUCCUUCGUUUGAAACUUCAUCAAUUCUCGCCACUGUUCAAGAAGACGCCAACAUUCGAGACGUUGUUAUCACGCUUUUGGCUAACGACCCGGAUGCGGGUACAAACAGUGAGCUCCGUUAUUCGAUAACAAGCGGGAACGAGGCAGGCCUCUUUAAUUUGGACAGCAUCACAGGCGAGAUAAAGGUUAACGCCUCUAUUGAUUUAGAGCAAGAGUCCAGACCAGACUUCAAUCAUUCUCUGAACAUAUUUGUUGAAGACAUGGGGACUCCAAUGAAACUUAAUUCAAGUGUAGUGCUUAACAUUACCAUCACUGCUGUCAAUGAAUUCACUCCACAGCUAGCCCAUGAUUCGCUGUUCAACUUUAGUUUUCCUGAAAAUGCUGAUGUUAGUGAUGGAGUUUUUGUCUUCCAAGUGAACGCUACUGACCAGGAUUAUGGGGAGCAAGGAUCAGUGUCUUACUUGUUUGAUUCAGGUAUGAAUUAUUCUCCUGUAUGUUGAUCUUGUCUCUUUGGUGACCCGAGAUUUAAAAAGAGACUUGAGAUAGAAAAAAAGCGCCUAAUUUACUGUUAAUCAACAUAACUGACCACUUUAAUCACAAUAAUACAAAAGAAACUAUUGCAUUAAUGAACAAAUUUAGAAAGCGUUCGAGGAUUGACCCGAGUUUCCGAGUAUAUAAUGCCCAUAAAGAGGCUACCGUCGCGUUUUCCAAAGACUUAUUUGUUAAAUUUGUCCUGUUGACGAGGCUAUUCCCUCGAAAUAGCAACCAAGGUUCCAAGAUUUUGCCUAACGCCACGGUCCUUAGAUGUUCGAAACUUGAUAAGUAUUAAUCCUGGGUUCCUGGGUUAACUACAAACAUAACAUAAGUUGUCAGGGUAACUAACUAGCCCAGAUUUGCGCUAAACGUCUUUCUAACAACUCCCCCCAGUAGUUGAGAUCGUACUCCACGCUAUCCUGAGCUUUUCUAAUCUUUGAAAUCAACGGUAGUUCACAGGUAACCAGACUGUUUAUAAUACAUAUACAUGCACAUAUAUAUAUAUAUAUUGGUCUCGUAUUUGUUUUUAGCCCUUGGGUGGACGAAGUUCUAACAGCGCUCGAAACGUCAGCUUAUCUUAAUCCCUCAACGGUGCCAAGUCUACCUUAUCAAAUCAGUUGAUAAAACCAAAUCUUUGUCUGUGUUUCAGGUAAUGACGAAGGAAAGUUUACAAUAAAUUCGACGACAGGUGAACUGAAACUUAUGUCCGAGCUCGAUUACGAAAACACUUCAUCAUACACCUUGGUAAUCCAUGCGAGCGAUAGCGACAACCAAAACGCAGUCUUCACCGUACACGUAAACGUGUUAGAUAUGAACGACAACACUCCCACUUUCUCAGAAUCUCAAUACGACGUAAAUGUUGGCGAAGACACAGCCAUUGGUUCAGGCGUCUUCACGUUCCUUGCAUCAGAUCCUGACAGUGGAAUGAAUGGACUUGUCACUUACACACUGAUGUUUAGUAAUGCUAGCGAGUUCUGGGUUCUUAACUCGUCUACUGGAGAACUCACUGUAAAAGGUAGGCUAUAAUUUCAGAGGGAACAACUAUUUUUAAUUUUAUAAUGUUGCUCGUUGCCCAUUUCUUGACAAUGAAUUGUGCCAUCUUUGAACACAUAGCAAGGAUCUGUUAUAUAAAGUUGCCAAUGUAUAGUUACGUUGUAAGAAUGAAUUUUAAACUAAGGCCCGGUUCAGAGGCCGAACUUUUCAUGAGCCGGACCUAAUACAUUGAAUUAAGUACAUGAAAAGCUCGGCGUCUGAAUCAGUUAGGAACUCCUGUUUCAAUUUGGAACGGCUCAGCCGCUCUUUUCGCCUAGCCCGGCCGGGAAUUUCGCCUUUGCCGGAGCGACUUUGGAACAGCUUUGAUUCAGACGCCGAACUUUUCAUGUACCGAACCUAAUGCAUAAAUUAUUAUAACGUAUUUUGUAAGAAGUUUGACCGAAAUGAGUAUUUUUCGCCUUUUGAACUUAGUUCAGCUGCAAUUAAGAUCGGCGUCUGAAUCAAUUCAGCCGGUCUAAAUAAUCCGGGUCGGCCUUAAUUAGAAUUAGGUUCGGCUCAUGAAAAGAUCGGCGUCUGAACCGGGCGUAAGUAUAAUUGAGGGAAUAAAUUAAGCUUUUCGUCGCUUAAGUGUCAGACGACAAGCAAUGGUCAACCAAAAAGUCCGGAAUUUAUCUUCAGGGGUGUUUUGAAGGUGUUGAACUUUUGCAUUUAUUUAAAAACGGACGUGUUUUAGCUUCCUUUGCAUGCUUAAGUAGCUUAAUCUUACGUCGAUUGUAAUCCUUAAUCUAAACUGUCUCCUGCUUAGCUUCAAAUUUAGUCCUGAUAGUGCAUGCAGUUCAUCGUGUAAGCAAAUCCAUUUCAGAAAACGUGCGACUUUGCUUACGUAAACUGCUUAAUCAUAGCACGUUAAGAAGAGAUUUCGAGUCUUUUGAAGAUUCAGGGAUUCGUGUCUCUAUUUCUCAAAUAAUGAAUGAAUUUUCGAGAGGCUGUAGAAUUUUAAAAGCUCUUGUCUCUGAAUUCCCAUCUUAUGUUGGCAAGGGCCUUCUGACCAGGAAUAAACAAUUUUCUAGCGGCGACUUUUUACAACAUUUAGGUGCCGCUUUUAGUCCAACUUCUUUCACAUAUGUGUGUAUAAACACUACUUAAGUCAGUCAACUGUAUUUAUCUAAUCAUGCUUUCGAUCAUCGUGUGACCGCAAUACUGGUUUUAUCUCUCCUUUCCCUAGCCUCACUUGACAUGGACAGCCAGCAGGUAUCCACGUGGACACACACGUUAAUGGUCAUGGCACAAGAUGCUGGUACGCCAAUACUUAACUCCAACGCUACCCUUGUAAUUCACAUACUUCUCGCAAACGAAUUUGCACCUAGUUUUGCAGCUGCAGACGUGUCAGUGACGAUUAGCGAGGACAUAACCCAGGGAAGCGUUGUUUUCGAUGCAAAUGCGACAGACGCAGACUUUGGGUCAGACGGGGAAAUAAGAUAUAGUAUCACAGACGGAAAUAAUGACUUGAAAUUCUAUAUCAGCUCCCUCACUGGUCAGAUAACCACUCUUUCAACUCUAGACCGCGAGUCUCAAGACGCAUAUCACCUCCUAGUGGAAGCCACAGACAGCGCCACUUCAGGUCAAAGGAAGACUGGGACAAUGACAGUUCAUUUGAGCCUAAGUGACGUCAAUGACAAUACUCCAACCUUUUCGGCGAAUCAGUACGAUGGAGUUGUCUUUGAAAACGUUACAAACAGCGAAGAUAUCCUUAGUGUUCAUGCCGCAGACCCGGAUUUGGGAACAAAUGGAAAUGUCAUCUAUUCAAUUGAAAGUGGAAACGAACAAGGUUUCUUCAGCAUCGAGGCCAAUCAAGGAAUCAUCCGGUCGGCAAAGAGCCUGGAUCUGGAGUCCCAAAACCAGCUUGCUGACCACACCUUUACUUUGGUGAUACUUGCAAAAGAUCAGGGUACCCCAGAAUCUCUGAACAGUUCAGUCUCUGUAACUCUUAAGGUUCAAAGUGUUAAUGAAUUCGCACCAGUUUUGAUCCAUGCGGAUAACCAAGUCAGGGAACUUAGUGAAAAUACCAGUGUGUCACAGGUGGUUUUGGACGUAAAUGCUACCGAUCAGGAUUAUGGAGCAGAUGGUGUUCUUACCUACUCUAUCACUGCUGGGAACAGUUUAGGAACUUUUGCUAUAGACAACGUUACAGGUUAGUUUUGAAGAUUAAAAGCCUUGUCUUUCAAAAAUGAGUUGCCAAAAUCGAUCGAGAAAUUGUCUGUCUGGAUCAAAAGUAGCACUAAAAAAGAAAUUUUAUAUUUAUAAUUUGAAUCGGCUAAGAAUAAUGCUUUCAAGCAUAGUUAGUAGCGAAGGAGACUGGUUAAGAAAACCGACAAAAAUCAGAGAUGAAAAUACAUCAUUUGUGAGUGAAUAAAUUAAUGCGUCGAUUUUUAUUCUCAAAAUGUUAGGAACGCUUUUGUAUGCUGUGCACAGUCAAGUUUGAAAAGGCUAAGGAAAAAAUCUUACAAAGAAGUCUAACGAGCUUCAUAACUAUUGUUGUAAAUGAAGCUCGAUGCUUUACAGCAAACUGUAAGCUUAAUGAUACAACGCUUUUAAACAUCUUAUUUUUCUCGAACAGUUAGGCCUAAAUUAUAGCGGAACCCAUUUUAAGCGUGCGCCCUGUGUUAGGUGGCACGAUCGAGUCCAGUGAAUCGCCGGCCACAACUUCUUUCGCCAUGCUAGAAAAUAAUUUGGUACUGAGGCCAAUUUACUGACACCUUCUAUUAUUUCCUACAACAUAAAGAGUUAGGCUCCUUGGUCCUAUUCAGUUGAACUCUACAAGAUCUUAAGUUUGCGAUACCUCCUUUACAAUGAAUCUUCGAGAAAUGCUUGGGGGGAGGCUGGGUUUGGGUUAGGUAUCCAAUCUCAAACCAGAAAAUGAUGGAUGUAAAAUAUCUACAAACAAAGAAUUCCACAUCAUUACUGAAAAUGCGGUCUUCUCCUUCUUUUGUCAGGUGUUAUAACUUUGGCAAAACAGUUAGACUUCGAGACAAUCAGUCAGCAUAACUUGGUUAUCUCCAUAUCCGACAACAGUGCAAACGCGAAUGAUAGAAAACACACCACAGCUCACCUGGAAGUACGAGUUAUUAACGUUGAAGACAGCCUUCCCUACACAGCAGAAGUGGAAAUGUUACAGACGUAUAUCGCCUCGCCAGCAAAUCCGGCAGGCUUAGCUGGUAUCACAAGUAGGUCGGCUUUGGAAAUACGUCUGUUGUACACAAACGGAACUACCAUGGACAUAACUAACGAAUCACAUCGUUACAUAUUAGAUGACGUUUCCAAAUCUAACAGCCUUUUCAGUGUUGUGGUCACUGAUAGCUUACCAUUCGUGGUUGCUAAUAAUAACGGCUUGUCCGGAUCAGGAAAGCUGCUUGUUCAUGUAACAAACGUGAAGACCAUCGAGGUCAAUGUCACCGUGAUCGGCAGCAUUAGACUUUCCAUGAAGGCUGUAUCGUAUCCUGAGAUUCCCGGUACCAACGAGGUUGCCGAGCUGAAGCAAGUUAUCGCCGGGCAUUUUCAGCGGGUUUUGCUCAAAAUACUUCUUAACUUGACAAAUGGUGACCAGGUAGACGUUUCCCUUUCAUUAAAUACUUCAUUUGUGUUUACAAAUGCCCAGCAAGUUGGCGGAACGUACGAGAUUGGACCUGCGCCACGCAAUCUUUUUACAGUCCUCGGACACGGUCUGAGCGGUAGUGUAUCUCUGCAAGCAGUCUUUGCUCAAAGUCUUUCAGCAAGCGUUAAUCUGACACUGUCUUCGACACUCCUUAAACUGGUAACAAUAAAUCGUUUUGGUUUGAAGAACGUCAACACUACCUUAAGUGGUGUAACUGUGGUCACAAAAGUGCAGCCAUUUGCUGAAUUGCAAAUGGAAGACGGGUCCAUCCAUCUCUUAGACAACUUCACUAUGUACAAUGGGCUCCUCACUUUCACCUCUAGCGAUGCCGCCGUAGCCUCAGUGAACCCAGAUUCCGGCGUUGUGACUCUUCUAUCAGACAGCAGCACUCCCAUAACCAUCACAGCCAGGGCUGUUUCAAAUACAAGCAUAACAGCGGUGGUAUCUUUCUACUGUAACCUUGAACCGCGUCAAGGUGAAGUUGAUAUUGGUGACAAAGAAGGGCCAGCAAUUCCUCCAUUAGCUACAAACGAACCUUGGACAAUGUCCGUCAGAAUGAACCCCGGAAAACUUGGCAUCUUGGCUGUGCAAGUGGAAAUUUGGUUUAACACCAGUGACGUUCAAAUGGUCAGCAUCAAUACUGAUCUUCCAUACUCAUUUGCACACAACACGAUACACAUUUUUGGGUCAGUAGCCGAAGCUAAGGCACUAACGGAGGACAUCGCCGAAGUUGUGUUUACGUCCCUCAAAAGUGGUGUUCCUGAAGUCAUCUACCGGUCUUUUAGGACGGUCGACAAGGAUUUGACACCUGUACCUUCUAAGGCGGCUUCUUCUUGUUCCAGUAACGUUUUUGGUGAUAUCGACUUGGAUUGCACAUUUGACAUUGUUGAUGUUGCUUUUAUAAGUGCGUACAUUGCUUCCUCUAAGGCUCAGUUCACCGAUACUUUAGGUUCAAAGAUGAGUGCUGUGUCGACUUCUCAGAAGUCGUCGAUGGACGUCAACUGGGACGAAGCAAUAGACAGCAAGGACGCCACUUUCUUGUCUUUCAUUUAUCUUGAUAAGGCAAAGUUUGUGGCAAAGCUAACUUACCAGAUCCCGAACCACCAAGGAAUAUCUUUAGACAAAUGCGCUUUAGAAAUCACGGUAGAGUUAUCAAACAAAGAUGGUUCCUUGACUUCAUCUGCACAAGCAGAAGUAUACUUUCUCUUUUCACACUCGACUGGACCCGUGGCUGAGCAAUUCAGUCAGACAGUGUUUACCGCUGGAUCGAAAGUGAGCGUUGAGGGAAUCUCUUCUGUACAAGGAUUGAUCAAGGCCAACUAUGAAAACGGCAAGUUUCUUGUGGCUGCCAAGAAUUCCGAGCUAGAGUCUAGCAACGUCGGUAUUUCCAUUAUACAAUCCAUACCUUUUAAUGGACAGAGGUUUGUUGUUCCUAUAUUCCUUGCGUCACCUCCCGUGUCUACUGGUGCGGUAGAUGUUUCUUGGGUAAGAAGCCAAGCAGCUAGAAACUUCGCACCUCAGCGCAAUCUACAGUUUUCUGAGUCCACUACCACAUGUAACAACCAACUACGGUCAGUUGUGGUGAUCGUGGUGAUUACUUUUGAAGGAGAUUAUGUCGUGAUUGUCAGCGGAAGAGAAGCGCAAUUCGAGAGCUAUUGUAUAACAGCCUUUUCUGUGAAGUACCCGGAUGUAAUCAUAUACAGUUGUAAAGCCAGUAGAGGAAGCAUUAUCGUUGAAAUCAAUAUGACCGUAGCUGAAACAAAACGUAACUCGACACUUGCUAAAAUAUGGGAGGAUGUGAGCAAGGGAUUAGAACUAAACUUUAAUGGUACAACAAUUAUUACCUUGCCAAAGAUGCUGGUUGAUGGAAAGGAGUAUGGCAAUAACGUACCAGUGAAAACACCCGAAGAAAAGAGUCGAAUGCCAGUUUUCAUUAUCAUUGUUGCUUGUGUUGUCUCAUUUGCUGUUAUUUUAAUCAUUGUCAUCGUGGUUUACUGCCUUUACCGACGGAGACAAAAUUUGGGCAAGAUUAAUCCAUCACCCCCUAGUACUCCUGAUGAAGAUAGUGAAGUAAAGUACCUUCCGGAAAAAGACACCAGGUAUAUAGCGAUGAGUGCGAGCCCAUCCAGGUCUUCCCUACAAGAGCGAGAUGGCAGUGCCUUUAGACGCCCAACCCCCAUAGCGUUCACAGGCCCUGUAGAACCAGCUUUUGAAGAGAAAGAAGAACAACUUUUGGAUUCUCAGGUAUGUUUUAUGUCAUGUUCGUUUUGAAGCAAAAAAUUGAUUGGCUUAUACGUAAAUGAUCGUGCAUACCCUUUCGCUAGAAGAUUAAAGAGAUAGUUUUAAAAAGCCUUUAAAAAAAACAUACACAAACGUCAUUUUCUUCAAGAACACGAAAAUUCCUCCUCUAUUUGGUUUACAGUUCAGCGCUGAUAAGGGUUUAAGAAAUAGCCUCAAUUCUGGAAACAAAUUAAACAAAGAACUUAUUACAUGUACGUAUACAUCGCAGCAACUUAUUUACUAUAAAAAAUUUGAUAAAACGGGUACUUUUUAAACUGGGACGGCUUCUCUAACUCGGCAUCGUUCUCGAAGAAAACGGAAAAAAAACAGCAGGAUAUUAAUCAGCCCUAAGGCCUAUCCACUAUCGUACUGGAGUAUGUAUUUAAUCAUACAUAGCUUUCCUCUAAUCUAUACAUACUGUUACGUACCAACAGGCGAACACAAAUCCAACUUAAGGAGGGAAAAUCCUGCUUACUUUGGACAGGCCAGUUAAAACUAAUUUUACUAUUGCGUUUUCUUCAGAGACAAACCACGCCUUCAAACGACGGUUCAAAUGACCGACCUAAAGCUAUUUUAGCAUUCCCGGUUGUCCCAAGUAAGAAUCCAAGUCCCAGUCCCUCUCCGCGACCAUCUAGUCAAAAGAGCAUAGAGUUAUCAGAACGUUCAGAAUCCCCUGACACGGUGUCUUCGGAGACUUCUGCUGUUAGCCCUCCUAUCUCCCCAUCUGGAUUAUGGCCGACCUGUGACGUUCAGGAGUCUCAGCAGGAAGAUGAAUACGAUGCAGAUGGCAUGGAGGAGAGUAUCAGACAAGAAGCUGCUCUGAGGCGAAGAGCAUCGUCCAUGGAUUUUGAUACUGAGCAGACAUUUGAAGCGAUGCCUGGUUUCUUAACACCAGGUAAGAUUGUUUGGAUACAUACUUGUGUAUCAAGAAGCAUUAAGACUUAAUUACUUUAAAGUAAAAGCACGCGCAGCUAGACGCUUGAAUUAUGUCAUUCUUCAUGAACGAAUUAACAACUUGCUUUGAAAUUGACUCAACUAAUUAAUGAAGAGAAAACUAUUAUGCUCUUAAUUCUAAUCCAUCAAAUAAUUGGAAAAAUGUCACUCCUGUGUUUGAAUUUCUGUUGUCAGCACUAUUAGGUGGAUAACUAAGGCACCGAUGUGUGCUCUUGAAAGUGAAGAGUCUUUGUUUGAUUGUGUAUCACAGGGAACCCGAACGCUGUAUUAGCUAAUAAAAAUUAGAUGCUUUUAAGCUGUAUUAGCUAAUAAGAUAAGAUGUACUUACCUGUGUUCCUGUGUCUUUAUGAGUUGUUUUGGAAGGGAUUUGAAUCCGAUCAGAGACGGUUAACAUUGCUAAUAUCAAAUGGUUGUUCGUCUGGCGCUUCGUAAAUAGGACGUGAAGUUACGUCUCAAGUUUCCAAUACAAAAGGAGAGCUAAUAGUUAACUUGAGACGUAACUGUCUCGUCCGACGCUCCAGAAAACAAACAUUUGAUACCGGCAAUGUUAACCUUCUCUGAUCGUAUUCAAAUCCCUUCCAAAACGACUCAUAAAGACACAGGAAUACAGGUAAAUACAUCUUAUUUUAUUAGGUAAUACAGCGUUCGGGUUCCCUCUGUGUAUUUUUGUUUAGACUGACGGACGAACAGACUAGGUUAAACGUGCCAUUAACCUAUAUCUCAGUCUUGGGAACAAUUUUCUGGAGAACGCUUAUGAAAUUCUCAUAAAACACCGGGGAAAAUGUGCGAUAGACCUAUCGACAAGCAACUCAUUUUGGGUAGAAUAGAGCUAGAUGAUAAGGAACCACGCACAAGUGAAAUUCCGGAUGGAUCUUCAUGUUGGCAUGUGCCGGACGGGCAUGGUCCACCGACCUUUGGUUGAUCAUUCUGGUUGGGUGUGGUAGACGGCAAAGAGAAAGGGAAACGCUAGAAAUGGAAAUCAAAUUUCUAACAUUUAAAAUUUAGGUCUCCUUCUAAAUAAAAGUUCUUUUCUCUACGUACUAACGUAACGAUAUUACUUUUUUCAACAGAUUCACAAAUAAAGCGACGUAAGAUGGAAAUCAAAGUCAUCCGCCCUAAUCCCGAGAUUGGUGUUCUUGCGCACAUGGCGGGGGUGGUAAAAAUCAAUCAGUCUGGUACCCUCCAAGAGAUGCGCGAAGACAUUAACCGAGCGAUACCAACAUAUCUGGGUUCUCUCAAAUUUCUAUUUUUGUCACGCAAGUUCAAGAUUAUUGACCCUCGAACAGAAAGCCAAUUAAUUGUAUCCGGGAUCUACAAAAAGACUGUUUAUGUGAAGGUUUUCCACGGAGCAGGUAAGAUAACUUACACAGUUUUGUGUCAGUCAUCACCAGAUGCCCUUACAACUUGACCACAAAGUUAGAACGUCUGAAAGUUAUUUUUCUUACAAAAUGAUUUAAUAAAGUUUAAUCUUGAAGUCAAUAUAAUUCUCAUCAUGAGCAAUUAAACUGUUAAGUUUUUUCUUCUCUUGCAUCGUGAAUGACUUGAGAGCCUGACUUAUCCAAAACCACACUGAAAACCACAGUCAAAUGGACUCAACAAUCUUUCCACUGGAUUUGCCUAGAGCCGAUAGUUACACCAAUGAAUCACCGAUAGACUUCUCUUCUCAACAUUAUUUUAAGAUUGUGAAGAUCAUCCAGAGCCAGAAGCUUCAAAAACUUUGAACAUUUAUUCUAAUUUAAAAGCCAUUUAGAAUACUUUUCCGCCACAACUGAAGAAACUGGUUCUUAUGUCUCAUAUGAAAAAGGGUUUACAGGAAAUCGAAUGGAGGAAAACGUCAACUUUCUUUAAUCACUGAGAUCAUUUCCCGAGUUAAAAUAGGUACUUUAUUUAAGGACAAACUUAUGGAGUAGUCCGCACUCCCCUUACUCCCAAUCCCCCGUAGUUAAAAUAGAUGUAAUCCUCUGAAAGUCACACAAAGAUCGUCAUAAUUUUCAUACAGAGCUUGGCUGAUGUAGCUCUGAGAAAAAGUCGUCAAGACUCAGCAGUUUUCCAAUAGAUUGUUUCGUAGAUUAGUAGUUGAUUAUAUUUUAUCAGGGCGACCCACUGAUAAAAACAACAACUACAUUUCCCCUGUUGUGAUUACACAAAUUUAUUUUACCUCAAUUUCCAUCCUGACAGAAAACUGUGAGUAUUUUUGCUUGUGCGGCAAAGUGGCGUUUACGUGGUGUCCAAAAUGCAACGUUCAAGGGUACUGUGGGGACGACUGUCGCCAAAGAGAUGAGAGGGAGCAUGGUAAGUUAUGCAGCAGCAACAAAGAAAAGGCCUUACAACAUGCCCGUAUGAGGCGAAUAUCCAGAGCGGACAAGAAAUGA
Messenger RNA from Porites lobata, 53910 nucleotides. The record is from the annotation of a GenBank genome assembly. Lineage: Eukaryota; Metazoa; Cnidaria; Anthozoa; Scleractinia; Poritidae.